GGUCUGGGCUAGUAAAAGUACUUCGGGUGUGAGAGCUGUACUGACAACACGUUAUAUUUCACCUGGAAUCUGUAAGUAGCACUUUCAAUUUUACCCUGAUCAAAGUUUGCUCUGGCAUGGCUGGUAAAGGGACAUUUAGAUUGUUUGGUUCAACCCAAAGCCCCUGAUGUCUUUUCUUUGCCUUUACUAUGAUUACAUUUUAUAAUAACAAAUAUGGCUCAAGUUUUCUGGGAUUUUUAAUCCAAAAUACAGCCUGAAUGUUCUAGGUAAUUCAGGUUAUUUGGAUCUUUUGAUUAAUGGGUAGUUUCUCAGGACUUCAUGGUAAUUCAGCAGAUUAUUAUGUUGUCCCGGAUAAAUAGAAAUAAUCUUAGGGUGCGUGGAAAGAUUCUAAAGGCUCUUGGGUGAACAGAAAGAUUCCCACUAUAUAAAACAGAUUCUCAGAGUAAAUGGACAUUUUUGGUUACGCAAAGUGAACUGGAAGGUUUGCGGCGUGAAUGGUAGACUCUCAAGGUCUUGGGGUUAAUAAGUGGAUUCUUAGGGUUACUCAGCCUGAAAUAGACUCGUUCACAUUCUUCACUAAUUUUUUGCUAUUUGAACCUCCCCAAUUGGUCCCUUCCUAAAAGGUGUACACUUACUCGAAUACAGGCAACUGAAUAUCUUUCAAUUUUUGCAAGCUGGAUUUUUUAUGAGUACCAGUAUUAAAAUAGUUAGCUUUCUACAGGUGACACGUUACAGCUUACAUUUGUGUUUUCUAGUCAUAUCCGGAUCAGCCACCCUUUAUACAUAAAAUGGGACUGUUAUUACAAUGGUUUAACCCUUGCACUCUUCAAGAACCGUAACGAGGAAUGAUGAGGAAAGGAUCUGUCGUUAUGAAAAAUAUCUGAAAAUUUCUGGUCUGCUCCCCUCAACCUUUUAAAAUGUUAUUUUACUUAUCUGAUCUCUACGCUUUUAUUUCUACAUCUCAGUCUCCCAAACAACUAAAAAUAUACUGGCUUAAUGCAUUCAGUAUGUAUGAAAUAUACCAUAUGCUGAAAUUUCCAGACAAUAGGUACUCUGUUUCGUAAAACUCCCCUCUCCACACCCCCUCUCUUCUGUGUGCUCAUUUUCCCUGCCUUCUUCCUGACUUGGGGCUGCUGAGUGACAGAGGAGAGCUCAGGCUGUGAGGCAGAAUGUAUACAAAUGUGUAUGAGUUAAGGCAGCCAGCUCACUCAGGAUAGGUGAAAGUAUUGGAACAGGGGUUCCUUGUUAAGACAUUCUAGAAAAAGGUAAGUCUUUGCAUACAGAUCUCAGCAGAUCUAGAAAGAUUGUAUUCUAAAUAGUAUUAUAUUGACAGCCUUGAUAGUUGCACAGAACAUAAACACUAGGAUAAACGUUAUAGGCAACAUUGUGCACUCCAUGUGCUGUGGACUACAUUUGACAUGAUGUUUAUCCAAUUGGGGUCAUAUCGUGUACCUACCUAUAGCUUGCUGCACAAGAAAGUUCACACAAUAGUAACAGCACACAUGCAGCACACAUGCAGCACACAGAAAUAUGAAAACUUCUCUGUGUGAUUAGAAGUAUAUACAUUUUUAACUUUUUUAAACCAGGAUUGCAGCAACAAUUUUUAUAUUAUUUCAGUGUAAUGCAUUAGUAAAUGUUUUGGGAAUAUAGUUGGGAUUUAGAAGCAAAAGUAGUUUAAAAAAAAAAAAAGAAAAGAAAGUAAACAGGAAAUGUCAGAAUAAAUCACUAUAUUAUGGGGUUUAUCUUUCACAAUGAUUUAUUGGACUGUUCAAUGUAACAUGUUGUUGGCUUGAGGCUUUGAUAAAUGAAUUUGAUUCUUGGGAUAUAGCCUGACUUCAUUAUGUAUCUCUGUACUCCUUGUUACCUGUGUUUUGGGGGAAAGCAGGUGUAUAUAUAUUAUUAAAAAAAUAUGAAAGAGAAAAAAGCAAAACUCUAUAUGUGAAGUUCCUACAUAUAAUAUGCUUGGCUUUUGUGUGUUUGUUCAUUUUCGUUACCUAUUCUAUAGUUAACCUGCAGUUUGUCAUACUAUGUUAUAAAAGAUAGAGGGGAAAAGAGAAGGGAGAAGAUAAGAAAAAUAGGGAGAAGAAGAAGUAGAUAAAAAAUGGAGAGAGAAGCUGUGGGAUGGAUGGAAUUAAUGAAUUACGGAUGGAUGGAUGGAUGGCUGGAUGGCUGGAUGGAAAAAUAAAUAGGUAUAUGUUUUCACUACUAAUGAAAAUUGCACACAUAUAUUCACUGCGUUUUUGAACAAUUUUAACCUUUUUGAGUAUUUGUGUGCAGAGUAUUGAUUGAUGUGUAUGAUCAGUAGCCUUUGCUAUCUACAGUACACUCAACUAAAUCAUGACUUAAAACUGUGAUACAUGUACAUACAUCAGAUAUAGUAUUAGUCAAUGUACAUACAGUGGUAUGUCAAUAUGUACACUAAUGUGUAUGGAUGGUGUGGUUAGGGUGGUUUAUGAUCUGGGAAAGAACAAGCUAUACAUACUAUUAUCUUGACCUUUGCUACUUCCAAAUUGUGCAAUGAUACAGCAAAUAUGCAGCCACUGAAUUAUUAAUUUUGUUAUGAUUUUAUUAUAAACAAGUUGCUACACCUACGUUAAGGGUUUAUAUGAUUUAUUUGAAGAUAUGUUGGUCUCCGAAUCUCUCAAUGUUUUAAGUAAAGAGUAAUUUAUGGCAAGUUCAUACUGCAGAGAGAUACAGGCAGAUGUGUUCUCUGUUGCACUGAUGGUUUAAGUGGGUUUCUGGAGUAAAGUCAUGAAAGUCUGACAUUGAUGGAUCUAGUGAUGUAGGAAAGAGUCGAUGCUAAUGGUGUAAACAUUGUAUAAGCCAUGGCAUGCACAUAGUCGUCCUUUUUGCAUAUGUCAUAAAACAAUAACCUUAAACCCCCCAAAAAGACACAGACACCAGAUUUAAAGUGGAUAAAAUAUCACUGCUUUAAUAAAAUAUAUAUAAUUAAAUAUAUAAAUAACAAAGUGGGUCAUUGCCAAACAUACCCAAUUUUAACAUAGACACAUAAAUCACCCUAACUUUUAACAGCACUGCACCCACUGACAAUGACCCGUAGCAUUUGCUAACAAUAAUUCACAUAACAAAAAUUAAUAACAUUACACAAGACACAGCCACAACAGGAAUCAUACUCAUUGCAGGGGUAUACUGAGAUACCCCUACACACCAAGGUUGAAAGCCACCUAUGGGCUCCAACCUACCAAUUAACAAAUUCAACCAUGUGAAUAUUGUUACCAAACUUCAAAACAUCACAGCUACCAAUCCUGCCUACCCCCCCCCAAUUUCUUAUCCAACCCCCGUCACUGUGAUCAAAUGAGAUAAAAGAAGAAAAUAAAAUACCCCAAUAAAUAAGGGAUGGAGGGUGGGACAACAACAGGUAAGUAUGGCUAAUUAAAAUGGACCCUAAUCAAAAAUGUCCAUUAUUAAUAUCUGAUUUCAAAUUAAGCCCUGCCCCCACAACAAGCUAACCAAUAAACACCCACCACUCCAUAUGCCUGCCUCCUAGCUCUGUCAAGGCCCAUUCCCUUAGCUUUGUUGGUCCCUGGGCUGCAUGCUCUGUUUUCCAGAACUCUUACUAAAGUUUCAUAUUAAUUAUAAUUUCUUGUCAACACCUGAUCACUUAAUUAGAAAUACAUUUUUAAUUACUUUAAUUGAACUGGCAGACUUAAAGGGAAACUCCAUGCACCAAAACAACUUCAUUUAAAUGAAGUUGUUAUGGCGCUGGAGGAACCCAGAGACACUCUUACUUCACGGGGUUAAACCUCAAAUGUUACCAAAUGAUUUAACCCUCAAAAUUGCCUCAUGUGGCGACCUCCACUCCCCUCAGGUUGUACAAGGCCUCUGAAAUUUCACCUGCCAGUCAGGAACCCUGCUGAUUGGCUGAGAGUUGUCAGCUGCCACUCCCUGUUCACAAAACUGUCUUGGAAAGAAAUAUACCUUUGAGGUUUGAGUACGGUUUAACCCCUUAUGGUAAGGCUGUAUCCCAGAGCCUCCAGGAGAUACAACAACUUCAUUUAGAGUGCACAAAUGAGCCAAAAUCUGUCCACAUUUAGCUGUUCCUGGAAUGUCCCUAUGGAUUUUGCUUUAGCUUGGAGAGCAAUCUGUUGAUUUUAUACUGCAAACUAACCUGAUUUGGAUCUAGGUAUGCCUUUCUAUUGAGAUAGUUCUAGGUGUGUUUAUCCAGAAACUCUAAUCUUUGUAAUCCUAACAGUGGAAAUCAACCUAGAUACAUUAUUGCUCUACUAUUGACACUAACUGUCCCUCACGCAGCACUCUAUAAAAAUGGACCAGCGUGACCAGGCUAAGUAAACUGCUUUGACUGUUUGCACACAUUUAAUUCACCUUGUGAGCAUCUUUCUGGCUCAUACUCUAAUGGGUAUAUUCGUAUCCCCUAUCCCUGUAACCAUAGUGUAUACUAACUCUAAAGGUAAGCUUUAUAAUUAGGUUUAUAAUUAAGGUUACUAGAUUCUCCAUGUUUUCAGGGACACAUAUAAUAUUUUUUUCACAUUGAUGAAAAGGGUUGCCCUGCAGUACGUAUAAUGCAUAUUUUGCGGUAUUCUUCAUUGCGUAAUUACUUAAUCUUAUAUACCUUCUUUUUCUCACCUUUACUAUCUCUUCCUCCCAUCCUUCUCAUUCUUCCCUCUACUUCCUCCCCUUCUUCUGGAGUUAUACGUAUGCUUCUUUAGCAAAGAUUGUACAUAUAAAUGCAUGAUAGCGCCUAUAAGGAAUGUGAUAUAUCAUCCCAUUGUUAAAGGACCACUAUAGUGCCAGGAAAACAUACUCGUUUUCCUGGCACUAUAGUGCCCUGAGGGUGCCCCCACCCUCAGGGUCCCCCUCCCGCCCGGCUCUGGAAGGGGAAAAGGGGUAAAAACUUACCCUUUUCCAGCGCUGGGCGGGGAGCUCUCCUCCUCCGAUCCUCCUCUUCUCCCCCAUGCGGUUCACGCGCGCGCGCGCUGCGCGGCAUUCAGCCGGUCAUAGGAAAGCAUUUAUGCUUUCCUAGAUUUGCGUGCUCUCACUGUGAUUUUCACAGUGAGAAGCACGCAAGCGCCUCUAGUGGCUGUCAAUGAGACAGCCACUAGAGGAUUUGGGGGAAGGCUUAACCCAUUCAUAAACAUAGCAGUUUCUCUGAAACUGCUAUGUUUAUAAAAGAAUGGGUUAACCCUAGCUGGACCUGGCACCCAGACCACUUCAUUAAGCUGAAGUGGUCUGGGUGCCUAGAGUGGUCCUUUAAGAUGGAGGUUAUGAGACUUCAAUACAGGUGUAUUUAAUUCUCAACUGAAGAUUGUCAAAAACCAAAUACACCUUCUUCAUACUACAGGACUAUCUUUUCAUGUGCUGCCCAUCAAUAUGUUCACGUUAAAACAUGGUGAAUCUGGUAACCCUAGUUAUAACUACUGGAGUCAUGACAUUAGCUAUUUUUAAUCACAGGCACCCACUAUUGAGUCACACAUGUGUCUCUGUCAGGUACAAGAAUCCAUACUGGCAGGCUAGGAGUAACAUUAGCCGAAUGUGCGCUCUCUAUAUAUGUUGGUCUUGUAUGUGUGUUUGUGAGGUGAACCAUACUGCUAGCAUGUUUUAUUCUCAAGCCAUUUGUAUGUACUCCAUCAUGCUUAGUGAGGGAGGGCUUGUGACAUGUUGUGCUUAGCUCUGCAUGUGAACACUAAUGGACUAGAAUUUUAAGAAGUGAAAAUAAAAUCAAGUUCUUCUUUUUAAUCACCCCACCUGUCAAUUGACCUAAGCCUGCAAUAUAAGCAGAAUGUUAGUUUUGACUUUGAUAGACAUAUAUAAACAGCAGAAAGAAAGUAUUAUCUGAUAAUUAUCUGAUGAGACUUUUGUUUGCACAGUGUAUAAAGAUGAGCAAAGGACAUUUAGAUUAUUUGUGAUCGUAAUUACCAACAGUUACUGUACUGACUCUUAAAUUACAUAUAUAUGAAUAACUAUGUGCUUAAAGAGAGAUAGUCACUGAAUCUGUCAUCAAUAAUUCAGGUUAAAGUAAUUUAUCCACAUGAACAGAUGAAUGCUAUACUAACUGAACCAUACUAUAGUAAGUUUUGCCAUAAUGACCACUUAAAGAAAAAAACACAAGCAUCAUAACCACUACAGUGCACUCUGGUUUUUGUACCAGAAGUGCUCUGGAGCUCCCGCCCAUUGUAAGCAGCCUUACCUGGGGUCCACUGGUCACUGCUCCCCACCUCCAAUACAGUAGACAGAGAACUGGACGCAUAAACUUAGAAACUUUGAUUAGCUCUCAUGAGACAAGUAGUGGAUUGCUAGCUCAUUGGCUGAGAGUGUAGACUGGGCUUAGCUUAGACAGAGAGUUUUCAGCUCUCUGUUGGAUGAAGUGGAGACGAGGAGUGGUAUACGGCACUGCUCAGGUAAGAAGUCUAAUCAUUCUAAAUGGUUUAAAUACUGCCAAUGGGGAUAGAGGGUGUCUGGGCAUUCCUGGCACUAGAACCAGUACAGCACACUGUAAUAGAAACUGUACUUGGAAUGUUUCUUUAAAUAGUUGACCAUUUUCAGUGUAGAAUUCCAUCACAAUUCUAAAACCUGUGUAGACUGUUUGUAUUAUUUUGUAAUGCAUACAUAUAAGCAAACACUGUAUACCUUGAUUUACCCUUGCUCCAUGGAAAGCAGCCAUCAUUGAAUCCCCUCAGAUGCACAAUUUACUGACCAUAGACCAUGCACAUAAUUAAAACCUAGUGGGUGUUUACAAAUUCAAUAUGGGUUCCUUUAAAACCUUCAUAUUACCCAUGGUUUGGAGACUUCACUGAUGCUUUUAACUUAAAAAUGGCGACCCCCUUGAAGCAAACGUAAACACAGAGAUGCACUGAGAGGAGGUAUUUACUAUAUUAUAAUAAUGUAUGUAAUUAUUAUAAAAUAAUACAUUCAUCAUUUGUAAUAAAUGAUGUGCUGUUUAAUUUCAAUAAUAAUGAAAAUGUUGAUCGUUCUCCUUUAAUGCCCAAUGUGCUCAAAGGAAGACAAGGCUAACUAGAAAUAGUUAUUAGUUUUUUUAAUAAACUGAAUUAAAAGUGUAUGAUUUGUAGCAGCCCAUGGGUAUGACAAAGGAUACUUAAUGGGUUAGGAAAAAAAAUAGAAUAGGGAAUUCAUGUUUUUAUAGUGGAGCUGAAAAGGAAAAGGCGGGGAACUGGCAAUCUACUCUAAACCUCAGGAAACACUUAAAGACCUUAACGUGCAUAGUUUAAAGGAACAAAGAGGGAAUGAUUGAUUAUUGUUUUAUCUUAUCGUGUAUUUAUUUCUUUAGUUGACGUUUUAAAACCCAUUGAAGAGUGAAAUUGCUAACCUUCACUAGAGACAUGAUCAAAUACUCCACAUCUGAGUUCUCUAAUCUGUUGUAUAUUUACCACUUGGUGUAUCUUGAACCUUCAUGCACUUCAGAAGUUCAUGGUAAUGGGGUUCAAUAAGAAGAUGUAGUAAGAGGGAAAUUUUGAAUAGGACUAUUACUUGGCAUACCUCAUAACUAUUGGUUCUUGAUGGCACUUAUCCCACUUUGUUCGUUCCCCUUUCUGGGCAUGCCUCUGUUGUAUGUUUUGCACUAUUAACUGAUAUGAACAGUAUUUACAGAGGUUACUUUAAGAGGAUUUCUGAAGACACCCAUUGGCUGUGGGCUGUCAGAUCCUGGACACUCUAAAAGACAGUCCUGUGUAUUAUCCCGUCUUCUAGGGUGGUCAUUGCUUAACAGCAUUGAGGGGUGGAGUAAGACCUCUUUAAAGUGGUUGUUACAUCCCAAAUAUGUGUGCUUAUUACGGUAUUGAACAGGACAUGAUUUCUCAUUGGAUCAAAAUGUUAAAUGAGUCCAAUAAGUCAGAAGCAGAGACAAAUUCCAAGGGUAGAGUCAAUCAUCCCUAUACUUGUCAACUUCAACAAUUGCCACUGUACCUCAGUCCACAUACCUCUUAUAAAUGGUUCGUUACACGUGACUGGUUGAGUGGGCUGAUCCUGAUUCAUGGCUGCCCAUUGGCCUGCUUUUCUUUGAUUAUUAACCCCUCCUUCUCCAUGCUGUUUGACCCUGGAGGUGAUUUCCUAUCUUAUUUAAAACACUUUAGAUGUGAUUGUUACCUCUAAGAUACAAAGUGAAGAGCUGUGCUAUAAUGUUAGGGAGUCAGGGUUAUGCUGAAACUGAAAGAUUGGACGUAUAAAAGAAAACAUUGUAUGUCAAUUUUAAAUAAAGUCAAACAGCUACACUCUAACUACUUAAAAUGAAUAAAUAUAUUUAACUUUUUGGUUGUGGUGUUUUUACAGUAUUUAUUGUACAUAGGCAAUUUGUUUUUAGCUAAUUUUUUAAUGACUAGACCACAUUGUUUUGUCUCCGUCUCUUCUCAAGUUACGAUAUUCCAACAGCAGCAAGGCAAAGUUGCUUUUUAGGAAGAGAUAAGGGUCAGUUAGGGAUUUAGUGUCACUUAAUUGUAGCAGAUAUAUUUUAGCUCCACAGGCCUAAACCUAAGCUGCAAUUUACACACAGCAUAUAAUAGUAGGGAUUGGAGUUUUACAGGUAGCUAUAUAUCUAGCAGAUUUGAUUGACGGACACCUUGGGCAGUGUUGAGGCUUACACUGUUGAAAUAACAUUUAAAAACACAAAACACUUAAGUGGCUAUUUACUAAAGUUCGAAUGGCUCUGUGCCAAAUGGGGUAAAACCAUCCGGCUCUGUACGGUGCCAUUUAGAUCUAGAUAUUGCUCAUGCUGUUUAACAGUAUGCAUUCAGGCACAGAACGGUCCAUAAUUUGGGUUCAGCGCCAGCAGCAAUGUUCCUCAAAUUCUGAAAAUUCUCACAAAAUAGCAGUAUUGCACUCAAAAGGAUUUAAUGGAAUAAAAGUCAAGUAAUGAAAUAAAUCCAGACUUGGAUUUAAAAAAAAAGAACUAUUUGCCAGCUGGCAGCACUAGCAGCGAGUGGGCAAACAGUUAAAAUUAUAUUAAUUAUGUUAUGUCUCACGACCCUGGUGCUUUAUUAAAAAAAUAAAUAACUAAAACCCCUUACGGGGGUCAAUCAGACCCCUGCAUUACUGCAAAGGUGGUUUUAAACUUCCCUAUGCCCCCACCUGCCACAGGGAUAGGGCCUGUGAAAUAACAGGGGGAUGACAUAAAUUCCUCCCCUCACCCCAACCUGUGGGCAUCAGGUGGGUACUUUUAAAUAAAUUACUGUUUACAGAUUACUGUCCAACCCAGUGUUCCUCCUGUCUCUGGAUAUUUAGUAAAAUUAAGGGGGGGGGGGAGGCAUCCUUAUGUCCCCUAUGCACCCACCCGUGGUCAUUUAUUAUGAGAUUCAGAGGGGGGAGACCAAAUGGCACCCCUCAUUGGCAGCUGGUGGGGGCCCUAAUAAUAGCCUGGGGCAAAGACCUAAUGUCACCACUAUGGGCAUUGGAUGAGAGCUCUAAUUAAUUAAAUGGGGUGGGUAAAUGUAGCAUUUAUAUUUACUUAUUUCUAAUUUAUUUAACUUUUUUAAUGAGGCAGCAUGAGAGCAAGUCCUGGCCACCCUUAAUUAACUCUCGCACUGCAGAGGUUUUUGGUUUUUUUAACCAUUGGCUCGCUGGCUGCAAGCACUGUCAAUGGGUAGAUAGUUUGUAAAAUUAUCAUAUCAGUGAAUCAUAAUUUGCGAACGUGCAUUCUGCCAGAUGCAUUAGGUCACACAAUUUAUUAAAAUUACCUUGUAUAGGAUUCGGAUGGGAAAGCACCAAUUUUAAUGCAAACACCGAAUGCAUUAAUGCAAGUGCUAAGGUUUGCUCGGGCCAACUUAAUUCUGACACAGAAUACAGUCAUUUUUAUUGGAUUUUAUCCAGGCGGAUAAAAUCUGGUGUUUAAUGAAUAACCACAUUGAUGAGACAUGACUUGUAAAAUUCAAGGUAAAAAAGCUAAACUGGAGAAAUCUCCAACUUAGUCAAGAUAUAGCCCAAAUUGUGUAAUUAACUCAGCAUAAUCUUUAAAUAAUAAAUAAACUCCUAUCCUAUUUGUUUCAUUGAGUUACCAUAUAUACUAAUAUUGUUUUAAAAAAGCACUGAUUUUAGAACACUCUAAUAUAUAUAUAAAGACCCCUAUGUUUCUUUAUAACUUUAGAUUCAAUUUAAAAAUCACCUGAAACGUAGAUUUAAUUUAGAGCCAAGAGCCUGACUGCAGCCUGGUCCUCUCUUACUGAAAAUUGAUGAUGUUUUCCAAUAAGAUGCUUCUAACAGAGAUGUAUUGCACAUAUAAAGCAAACUCUGUGAUCAGCCAAACCAUUGGUCACAGAGAAUGCAUACUUUGCAUUCCUUUAAUUCACCCCCUUGACUUUACACUCCUUUGAUUGUGUUAAUUCAGAAGCCACUGCUGGUAGUCUGACAGCCACUAGAGGAGUGAGGAUUGCAAACUGUGCAAAGUGUAAUUUCUCAAAAAGGGUGCAGGCUGCAGGAAAAGCAUCUAUGCCACAGAUCAUUUUGUUAACAUAUAGAUUGUCCCAUUCUAGUAGGUUGUUGUGUAUAUCUUUCAUUAUAUAACCUGGGGUAAUUAAUGUUUUAGUAUAGAAAUAAAGCAGAAAAUAAUCUUAAAUGACUUAUGUAUAAUUUAUUUUUCUUUAAAUAACCCUUCUGUGAAGCCUGCUUAUAAGGAUGCCAGCAUAUAAACCUUUAUGUGUCUUUAUAGCUUGCCAAAAUUCCUUUGAAUUAUGAGACAAUUAACUCAUUAAUUUAUUAGUGUAAUACUACCCGGAAUUAUGUGAUUUAAUUUGCCACCACGUACAUAGAUCAUUUUGUUUUACCAUUACGUAAGUUUCCACAACAAACCUUUUGAUAACUAGCUUCAUGUAAUAGUAACAUUUGUGGGAUCCUUUCAGAGCUGUGCAUGGAGGUAGGGCUAAUUAUAUACCCAUUGUACAGCGCUGCGGAAUUUGUUGGUGCUUUAUAAAUAAUAAUAAUAAUAAUAAUAUACUAGACAACUUAAUUUAGGGGUGAAUAUUGUUCAGUAAAUCUGAAUUGGCAAAUAACACCCCAAGUAUACGAUGACUUAUGCCACCCUAGUCUGGGAAAGUGUCUGUUCUGCAGGAAAUGAUAAGGGUGUAGUCUGAGAAUGCUACCUAUGCCCUAACCUGCAAGAAUAAAUCGACUUCAUCAUUUUUUUCCAGUCAGAAAGUCACGGAAGGCUCUGCUGGAACCCCAAUUAACUGCAGAACAAUGUUCUCUUUGCAGAUCCCAGCUGUAGUCAGGCGGAAGUACUUUCUCUAGACAGAUGACAAAGCUAGAUACUAAAAGCAGUCAUUUAUGUAUCACUGCAUCUCUUACUAAGCUUUUAUUCUUCAAGAUAUUCUUGAUUCCAUUUCCUGGUCUGGGCUGUACUCAGGGGUGUGUUUACCCCGAGGCAAACAAGGCAUUUGCCUUGGGUGGCACUUUCUGGGGGGUGGCAAAAAUAGCUGCCCCCAAUCGCCCUGGCAAAUGCCUUGCCACCCUUUUGUCCUAGGGGGCCCAGGAGCUGGCUGGGUGGCCACCUCAGGGCCCCCCCAGGCUAGCAGUGGCGGAACUUUCCAGGUGGGCGGCGAGGGAGCACUAAUCCUCCUGUUCGCGCGCACUGUGUGUGUGUGUUAGUGAGUGUAUAUGCAUGUCUGUUAUUGAGAGUGUAUACAGUGGUGUAUCCUGGUUUUGUGCUGCCCUAGGUGGUCCAGUGGCUGCAGGGCGGGCGGCGGUGGCAGGCGGGCGGCCGGCGAGGGAGCUCUUCCCAUGAGCUGACUGCUCAGCUCCCUCGCGCGUCAGCCGCAGAGUGAGCCUGGGAGCCGGAAUAUGACGUCAUCUUCCGGCUCCCAGCCUCACUCUGCGGCCGACGCGCGAGGGAGCUGAGCAGUCAGCUCAUGGGAAGAGCUCCCUCGCCGGCCGCCCGCCUGCCACCGCCGCCCGCCCGCUCGGGAUGUCAGUUAGCCACGAGGCUAACUAGGCAUUUGCCCUGGGCAUUUGGGGGGCGGCGUUUUUUGCCGCCCCCUGAAAAAUGCCGCCCAAGGCAAAUGCCUUGUUUGCCUCGCGGCUAAUACGCCCCUGAGUGUAUACGUGUCUGUUAGUGAGUGUAUUAGUAUGUGUGUCUGUUAGUGAGAGUGUAUGCGUGUCUGUUAGUGACUGUGUGUGUCUGCUAGUGACUGUAUGUGUCUGUCAGUGAGUGUGUAUGUCUGUCAGUGAGUGUGUAUGUCUGUUAGCUAGUGUAUGUGUGUCUGUCAGUGAAAGUGUGUGUCUGACACUGAGUGUAAAUGUGUUUGUCAGUGAGUGUUUAUGUGUAUUUAGAAGGCGGGCUGGGGGGAGGGGGUGCCUGAGUUUUCUCAUGCCUAGGGCAGCACAAAACCAGGAUACACCACUGGCUGUGCUGUGUGUACCUUAGGCAUUCUUGAGCUCAUAACUACGUGCGUGUUGGCCUUCUUUAUUGUUUAAAUAUUGGUUUUGGCUGUGUGUAUUUGUUUGACCUAUGCAGGUCGGUGCAAGGACUUUUGGCUACACAGGCGAAGAUGCAUUUUGUCGCCACCUAUCACCCCCCAUGAAAAAGCAUCUUCACCUGUUUCUCGAUUUUGAAUCUCUUACCCCUUUAGUGUUUCAUAUCCACCUUUUAGUGUAUUUUAUCCCCCCCUUUGUGUGUCUUACACCCACUUGUGUGUCUCUUACAACCAACCCUUGUCUCUUCUUUUCCUCAGCCCCUUUGCAUUUCUCUUUCUUCCCCCCAGCCCCUUUGUGUGUCUCUCUCUUGGAAAACUGUAUUGCCGCCUUUUUCUAAUAAAAUUCUGGAAGCAAUUUCAUAAUUGUCAUUUCCAUAUUUAUAAAUGAAAUUUAUAGAUAAAUUGACUGCGAUGUGUUUAGAUCAAACUACUAUUUAUGUGCUGAAUGGUGUUUUAAAUAGAUUAUUCUAUAGACUAUUAGAUGACAGAUCCAAUUUAAUAAAGAAACAAAGUUUCAUAAACAAUCCGGGUUAAUAAAGAAACGCCUAAAAAGGCAUACACAUACACAUCCAUAAAAGUCCAUAAGUGAGAGAAUACAAAUAACAUUGUAUCUCUGUCAUUGUCUGUACCUAUGAAAAGUCCAUUGUCAGUUACUUUAUUUGUUGAAACGUCAUGUGGUGUCUAAGGGAAGUUGUAUUCCUGAAUACACAGGCUUAACAAGUGUUUAGUCUUCCUUAUCUUUCUUUUUAUCUUUUACAUAAUUGCAAUCUUGUGAUAAUAAUUUGAAACGUUGUCAAAAUGGAGCUAGCUAUUAUAGCUGACUUCCUGUAUAACAUAUGACUUGAUAACAUGCUGCCUGGCUCUCCUGUGAUCGGAUCCUGGGUCUUGCUGUCUGCUGGUUCUGUACAGCAUUGACUAUCUAAAGAAGAAGGUGUGCUAAAGAUAAUUCCCAGGCUUCUCGUUCACGCUAUGAUCAGCAGGGCACCUGCAUGCUAUUAUAUAAUAAUCUCAGAAUAUUUUCUAUUAUGCAAACAAUCUCUAAUCUCUCUAUCAUUUUGCCUGUGAGUUUGCUCAUGUCAGGGAAGCAGAUCCUUGUCAUGGUACUCACGCUGGCUUACAAUAGUAAGUAUUGAAGUAUUGAAGUUUUAGGUCCAAUUGUUUUGGAAUAUGCCAAUAAGGUGUAAAGGAUCAGGUGUCAUGUAUUAAAUGCAUUUAGUUUUUAAUGAAGAAUAAUGAAAGCCACAAUCUGAUAACUAGGGGUAAUCCUUGAUACCUGUACAAAGAGGUUACGAUUACCUCUAUAUCUAUGUAGAUGGAGGGUCCACCAUCAUGAGUAUUUCUCCCAGAAUAAAAAAGAAGUAGAAAAGCUGUGCAUACUUACAAGGCAACAUUCAUGUUUGAAAUAUUGUUUAGCCAGUGGCCUGGUGAUCUAUGCUUCUACAAAUGGUGUGACCACAGAUGUUAACAAAGAUAGUAUACUGCAGUUCUUAUUUAAAAAAAUGUUCUCUCUGUGUUGCUAACAUUCCUCACCACUGUCUGUGGAUUUAAAAUGCAACCAAAACCCAAAACUAACUUGAUUAUAGCUAGAGUCAUAACUAGAAACCACAUGGCCCCAUUGCAAAUAUUGCCCUGCCCCCCAUGUGUCUCAACCCCCCCCCUUCAGCUCUGUGUGUCUAAUCCCCCACCAGUCCCUCCAUGUGUCUCAUCCUCCUCACCCCUCAGUCCCUCCACGUGUCUCAGUCCCUCCAUGUUUUACUGCCCCAGAUCCUACAUGUGUCUCAUCCCCCCCAUCUCCUGCAUGUGUUUCAUGUUCCCCCAACCUAUCCAUGUGACUCAUGCUCCCCCAGCCCCUACAUGUGUCACAUUCUCCCCUCAGUUCCUCAAUGUAUCCCAUUCAACCCCCUUCCAGCUCCUCCAUGUGUCUCAUCCUCCAUGUGUCUCCUUUCUUCCCUCAGCCCUCCAUGUGCCUCCUUUCCUUCCUAUCCCUUCCAAGUGCCUUCUCUCCCCACAGCCCCUCUACAUGUGUCCUUUCCCCCUCAAAACCUCUGUGUUUCUCCUUUUCUCCCUCAGCACCUCCAUGUUUCUCAGGCCCCACCUCUGUGUGUCUUCUCCCACCACCCCAGCCCCUCUAUGUGUCUCUCCCCCAUCUCCUUCAUGUUAUAUGUAGCGUGGCUCUCUCAGUGAGCACUUCCUGUUGGUCUGCUCGGCAACGCUACAUACAGAGGCCGGCAGGAGGAGGAGGACUGUGCUGUGAGUAUCCCUGGCUGGUGCGGCUGUGCACCGGCCUUGAAAUUAGGCCGGCUGCAGGGGUUGACAGAGCAGCUAAGCUCCCUGGAGUGAUGGGCCCAGUUGCAUCUGUGACCCCUGCGCCCGCUAUAGGUACGCCACUGACUAUAGCACUGAGUGGUUUCCUUUUGAGGUUUCUGCAUUUGACCUAAAUCAGGAGAUUGUCCUUGCCGUGAGCAAUGGUUCUAAAGGUGUAAUGCAUUCCUAAAAGGUCAAGAACCUGAAACGUUUGUAUUAUUUUCUAUUCAAUAAAUGUUAGUAGCACUGUUGUGCACCUUGCAUUCUUCUAGCGCUAUGCUCCUUCUUUAGGUUUUUCAUCAGAUGGUGAAAUGAAGGAAUAAAACAAAUGGUACUUAAGGUUCAGUGGGAUUUACUAUUCCAAAGGGGAAAUCCCAUCCCAUGAGAAGGCCGAGAUACACUUUUUGCAACAGAGCAGAGAAAGGAGUGAGCAUAGUGUAAAGUAAAGACUAUAGCAGCUUUUCUUCUUGCAUUUUCUGCUUGUGAAUUCAGAACAGAUCCAGCAGGUUUAAAGUUAUGACGGGAUCUGCUCUGUCCAAGGUCAUGGAGACCAUAUUUCAUUCAGACAUAUAAACUACAAAGCUGGAUCCUAUUAAGACAACAAAGCAAUCCUGUGGGUUUCAUGAGGAAUCUUUAAGUAAACAAAAGGACUUGAAGAUUGCAUAUAGCCUUUGCUCAAAGACAAAAAUUAACCUGUCCAGGCUUAUUUAAAGGGAUCCUAUAGUGCCAGGAAAACAAACCCAUUUUCCUUGCACUAUAGGCUCUUGGAGUGCCCCUCUCUCUGAGCCUCCCUCCCUUGGCGCUGAAGGGGUUAAGACCCCUUCAGCAACUUACCUUACUCCAGCGCUGGGUUAAAACCCCUUCAGCAACUUACCUUAAUCCAGCGUCGUGCUCCCUCUGCACUGGUGACCUCUCCUCGCCCGCCAAUGUCAGCUCCUGAGUGGAGCUGAAUGCGCAUGCGUGGCCAAAGGAGCGAUUACUGAGUGGAGCUGAAUGCUGGGGAUCUUUUUUCCUGCUGGACUCCAUGAGGAUGUCCAACCUCAACUAAGUGUGAUUUACUCAGUGUAAAUCACGGAAGCGGCCUCUAGUGGAUUAACCCUGCAGGGUUAAAGCUAGGGGGACCUGGCACCCAGACCACUUAAUUGAGCUGAAGUGUUCCCAGUACCUAUAGUGGUCCUUUAACAUAUGGCAAGGAAUGUGUGUUACUUUCUUCAACUCUGUUAUCUUAGUGAGAAACUCCAACGGUGUUUAAGUUGAAUGGUGGAAACAUACAAAGGGGCUUUUAUGCAUGUGAUCAUUUCCCUAAAAUAACACCAAGGAGGGGAGGGAAUGUACAACAUGUUAUGUCAGUAGAAGGCUAGUUGCUGUGAGAUUUCCCUAAUGUAUCAGUUAUAUAAUGUUUUCUGAAAUACAUAGAAGAAAAAAAAUUAUAAUACCAGUGAUCACAAUUGGCUCCAAAAAAACCUUUCUAAGUUAACAGUUUUAAAACCCUAUAUGCUUGCAUAUAUUUCCAUUUUCAGUUCUGUGCACAGAUGAAAUUGCUCAAAUGAUGGCACUUACGUUGGGUCUUCCCUAACACCUGCCUCCAUCUGUGAAGCAUUAAAGGUACAGCUGUAUUUCCAGGAUGAAAAAAGAUACCAUUGAAGGUUCAUUAAUCAGGCUGUGGAUCGAAAGAAAAUAAAAAGCCCAAGAUCUUUCUACAGAUAAUAUCAAAAUACGAAUCAGGGAGUUAAUGUUGUAGCACAUCAACCAGGCACUAAAAGAUUCAGCUGCACCACUGCUGGUGAUGGAGCUACACUUCUGAUAGCAAAGGGCUUUAACACUCUAUGUCAUGAUUGGGGCACAUACACUACAAACACCAUGACCACUUCAAAUCAGUGAAGUGGUCAUGGUGCUUGGAGUGUCCCUUUAACAUUGUGUCAUAAAACAUACCAAAUGGGCCCUGAGCUAUUUCAAAAACAGCCAAAAUAAAGGUCAUCAGGCCUGAAGUCCAUGGCCUUGGUUAUUUCUGAAGGCUUUGGUUCAGAUCUUUAUGAAACUGAUUAUAUUACAUUAGACAAUUAAUAAUGUUCAGUCCCCAGCAGACACAUGGUAGAAAAGGAGGAGAUAAUGUUGUGGAGUAAAACCAAUAAUUAGCUGUAUAUAAUGAUUGUGUGCAACUUGUACCUACCAUAUAGAUUGGUAAAUAAACGGGUAGAUAGACAGACAGCUAAAAAACCAGUUGUUUACUGGAUGUUUAUAGCUGUCUAAAAGGUUAGCUUCCCCCCACCGCCAAUGGGUUUUUGUAGGAAACAGUCUUAAUGUCCAUACUUUGAGUAUAGUUUAAAUCACCAGUUGCUUUUGACCUAGUUAAUCCUCCUUUCAUACAGGGCCCUUACAAGUAUUAGGAUAAAAUUCACAGGGUUAUUCACCAAAGUGAGAAUUCAAAUUUAAUUUUAAAUUAUAGGCAAAAAUAGCUGGACUGGGAAAAUUCUUCAAGUCAGUUAUGGUUCAAGUUCAACUACUUUGACCUAAAAUUUGAAAUUCACUUUUAAUUCUCACUUUAGUUAGUUAACUCUGCCAAUCUGGGCCUUUACUUACUAGUCAGUAAGUUGUGAUGACUAAACAACUCAAUAGCUAUUAUUCCCAAUAGGAUAUUUAAAUCUAACUUGUUUUUCAGUCCAUUAUUUAGCAAAUACAUGUUUGUGUUAAAAAAUAAAAUAAUUUAACUGAAAAAAAGUAUUUUCACUUUUAGAUAAUUAAAAUAGGGUGCUAACUUAGUUGACAAAGCAUAGAGAAUUUCUAUUUUCUAAACUGCAAAAAAGCUUUAUCCAAAAAGAAUUCUCAAGGCAGAUAGGAGGUUAAGAAAAUCUCAACCAUACUCUGAGUAUCUCAUUUCCAAUUUGGCAUGAAAACAUUUUUACAUAUUUGUGGAGGUGGAAACAAUUGCAAGAGCUAUUCCAAGUCUCCAAAAGAAUACGUUUGAAAGCAGUGUUAACUAUACAGUAAGUAAAAAGUAGGCAAGAGCACAUCUCAACUCUGAAUCCAUUGGACAGACAAAAAGACAGAGACAUAAAUAGACAGAUAGAUAGAUAGAUAGAAAGAUCUAUCCUAGCUGCAUCUACCCUAACCUAACAUCAAAUGCAGCUAAGGUGCUUGCCUAUGCCAUUAAUCAUCUUCUCCUGUGUAUAUGUGUUUAUAUAUUACUCAGUCAUCUGGGGUGGCAAUACAUAGCCUUACAUAUUACAUGCGACAAUACAUGGCGCAAUGAUUUAUGGGGCUGGCAUAGAUUUGUUUUCCAGGGCUGCUUUGUAUCUCCAGUCCGGCCCUGCCCCACACGUCACUAACCCACCUUCCUCUCCUGUAACUGUGUCAUCUACAAAAACUGCUACUCACCACCAACUACUUUGUCAUCUUACCAUACUCUCCUUAGAUUGCACAUUAAGAAGGGCGUCUUACCCAACUUUUUGUACAGCACUGCAGAAUUUGUUUACACUUAAUAAAUAAUAAUAUUAAAAUGUACAUCAAUGCUUAUUUCUUCUUAGAAUGCAACAAGCACUGUGAUUGGGUCCCCUAAAUAAAUGUGUAAUUAUGGAAAGCUGCCAUAUAAUCCAUUUCUUCUUUAUUUAAUAUGUCUGCAUGACUUUCUCUAAUUCCCCUUACAUUAUUCUAAUUAUAGUAUUCAUUUAAUAAUUAUGUAUAGUGGUUUUAAAGAAAAAUAAAAUAAAUCAUUGCUUGAUACACUGCUUAAGGCUGUUUACAAACUUAGUCUGGCAGACCAUAACAACAUGAUAUAUGUCAUGAAAUGGGAUCAUGCUACAAAUUUACAAUACAGAGGAUAAAGGAUGCAUUGUUUGAGGGUCUACGCUCUUACCUUUACACCUAAAGCCACAAACAGCUUUAAAUAAUAAUAAAACUUUGUAAGUCUGUUGUGAAAUCCAGCUCCAUGUGUGUCUGUGUUCCUCUGCCAAAUCGUGUAGUUACAUGCAAGCUUAUGCUUGUCCCUGAUACCUUGGAAGGGUAAACGGUUAGUCAGCCAUUUAGUUGAGCCUUAGGCUAAAUCAUAAAUGUUGGCAAACAGUAAGGAACACAUUGAUGAGACAGUGAGACCUCUAAAACACCAGGAAAACUUUUAAAACUUUAACUCAAACACUGCUGGAAAGUGAUGCAGAUACCAUCAGGUAGGGCUCAAAAUUUCCACUUGUCACUAGCUAGUAGUGAAAAUGUAACCCUGGUGAGUAAAAACAAAAUCACCCCUGGAGGGUAUAAUAUGAUCUGUAGUGGUGAGUAACUUUUAAAGCCUGGUUAGUAGCAUCAGGGCCGGUGAUAGACUAUUUUCCUCCCUAGGCAAGACAAGCUAAUUGCAUACCCCAAAACAAAUAUUGACAACCUUGUGUGUAUUAUUUUUCCAAUAGCUCCUUUGUGUGUCUCUUUAGCCCCAAACCCCUUUGUGUGUUUCUUUAACUCCCAACCUUGUUGUGUGUCUCUUUUUCUUUUCCCCUUCCUAAACCUUUGUUUCCAGUACUGAGUACCUCUGCCAGGUCAGCUUGACUGGGGUCUCUGAGUACUGGACCAGGCUUCAGCUUUCUCCUUCCAGGCAGUUGUCAUCCCCUCUGCCUUUGCUUCUUCUUUUUCUUUCCCAGGCAGGUAUCAAUACCUCUGCCUGCCUUGCCUCAGACUACUGCCUUUACAAAGACACUUAUGGCUCUCUAGCUCUUUAUUAGUCCUGGGUAUCAGGGAUCAUUGCAGCCAGCCACAGGUCUGAAAACUCUGUAACUGGGAUCCCUGAACAAACCGCACAGUUGCCAAAAGAACUAACACUAAAUACUUUAUUUUCACUCAGGAUUAGCCCUUGUAACAUUACAUUAAGCUUAUGGUGACACACUCAAUUCAAUGCAUAUCACCAAAUCAUAUGGGGAAACAUUCAGGAAUUCAUUAGAACACAAUGAUAUAUUUAUAAAGGGAUGGGGAAGACAAUAAAUAACAAGAAAUAUAUCCCUUGCCUAUUAAAAAGCAUAAUGUUUUAAGCAAAUCUGCUAUUCAGGUAGUGCACAUAACAGUUGCAACCAACAGGUGGAGCUACACAUGACUGUUGCAAGAUCUUCUCAAUCAACAGAUGGCUCUGUACAGGUUCCACAGCUAACUCCACCUGUUUGUAGAAAGCAACAGCAGGAGCAGAAAGCACACAAAGAAUUUAACAAUUAACAAUAAUACACACCCUGCACCUAUAGCACUGGGUGACUUAAACAAAAGAGUCAUACGGUGACCUACAUAGAGUGUCGGUCUUAUGCUCCUGGUGAUGGUGACUCCCUUCCAAGGGUAGAGUAACCAGGUACCAGACCUCCAAUCAGUCCAUCCAUCCUGGCAGCCCACUGGACAAAGCUCCACUGUCUAGCUCAGUUGUACUGUUGGGGAUGGAAUUGAUUGCCUCCCUCUUGAAGUUCCUCCUGCCGCUGGGAAUGGAGGCUGACUACCUCCUCUUCCCAGGUUGCAAUAUUCUGCUGAGGAGGGAGGCUGACUACCUUCUCUUCCAGGAGCUCAAUUUGCUGCUGGAGAGGUGGGCUGACUGCCCAAUCCAGGAACAAUAACCACUACAGCUCAGUGUAGUAGUUAUGGUGUCAGUAGUGCCAAGAUCCCACCCCAGAGUAAGUAGUCAUACCGUUUAAGAACAGUUUGACAACUUACCUGGGGUCUGCUGGGAUAUAGGGCAUAGGAGUAGUGGUGAGUGUUAGGGGUGAAGUGUGUGAGCGGUGAAGUGUGUGUGUGAGUGCGGCAGUGUAUGUCAGGGUUGCAGUGUGUGUGUUAGGGGGCAGUGUAUGUGUGGGGCAGUGUGUGUGUGUGAGGGUGGCUGUGUGUGUAUGGGGGCACUGUUUGUGUUUUUGGGCAGUGUGUGUAUGGGGAGCAGUGUAUGUAUGGGGGUUGUGUGUAUGGGGACAGUGUUUGUGGGGCAGUGUGUAUGGGGGCAGUGUUUGUAUGGGGGGGGGAAGGAGGGUAGUGAGGCUUUUUAAUAAUUAAAAAAAAUGUAUUUAAUAAAAUAUAUAUAUUUAUGUCCCCCCUCCCUUCUUCCCUUUACUGAGAGGAGGGGGGACAUAUUUUGUUCCCUGGUGGUCCAGUGGGAUUCCCUGGUGGUCCAGUGGGGAAUCCCUAGUGGUCCCAGUGGUGGUGAGGUGAACUCUAGUCCGCAGCUCCAGGGCUAGAGUUCACUCUCGCGAGAUUUGGAGCGUUGCCAUGGUAUGUCGGCAACUCUCCAAAUCUCGGUAGAGGAGGACCCGGAGGAGUUGCAGGCUGAGCUCCUGGGUCCUCUCCCUCCCCUGCUGGCUGUCAGCAUGGUGCCUGCUGACCGGGGAAGGGAGAUCUCUGAUCCGCAGGCACAUAGCAGGGCUGGCACUUGGACAAUGCCAGCCCUGCACUAGCUGGCAGGGGAGAAUCUCAGGGGGGGAGGGGCAAUUGCCCCGUUGCCCCCCCCGGAUCCGCCACUGCUUCUCCCUGUGCUGUACUUCGCCACUGGGAUGGGAGGCCAGCUACCACUUCUCCCUAGUUUCACUCUGCCACUGGGGAGAGAUGCUGACUACCUCUUCUCCCUGGAUUGCUCUCUGCCGCUGGGGAGGGAGGCUGGCUAUCUCUACCUACUCUCGCUGGGUUGCAAUCAGAAAGCAUCAGCAGGAAAGGAGAGUACACAAAACAUUUAACAAUUAACAAUAAUACACACCCUGCACCUAUAAUGGGCACAGGUUGUGUUAUAACCUAAGAGUGUUCUGGGGACCUACAUAAAGUGUCUUAAACAUAAUAGACACAGAGUGAGGGUGAGGACCGUCACAUAUAUUUCUAUAAAUUGUUGGGCUAUUCAUAUAUACUUAUAUGCAAUUGUUAUUAAGGGUGUAGCAGAACUUGUUGAGCUUCACAAACUAGAAUUAUUUUGAUUAGAGCAUUUCAAGGGCAUUUCAAGUGCAAGUGUAUAAUUGCACGAUUCACUUGCGGGAUGAAAGGGUUAAAAGGUUGCUGAAAUCCUUUGGAAAUUCCCUGUGAAUAAUUAUUUAAAAAUUAAUUGCUGCAUUUAUUUUAUAUUCAAUGUGAACAGCUUAAAAAGAAAAUACUGUAAAGAUGCAGAAAUAUCCCAAGAGUGUAAUAAACACAAUUUGCCAUCUGUUUAAAUAGGGGAUUUCACAAAGUAUGUCUCUCAUGUUAUGGACAUGAAGUGACGUAAGAAUAAUAAAACAUAUAUUUCAAGACCUACAUCAAUUACAUGUAUUUCUUUGAGGUCACUGUAACUUAUUAUUAUUAUUGUUAUUAUUAUUAUUGUUAUUAUUAUUGCCAUUUAUAUAGCGCCAACAGAUUCCGUAGCGCUUUACAAUAUUAUGAGAGGGGAGGAUUUAACUAUAAGUAGGACAAUUACAAGAAAACUUAAAGAAACGAUAGGUUGAAGAGGACCCUGCUCAAAUGAGCUUACAGUCUAUAGGAGGUGGGGUGUAAAACACAAUAGGACAGGAAAUAGCAAUCAAAUAAGGUGGGAGUGAAGCAGAGCUGUAAGAGAGAGUAGAGUGCUGCCCUUUAGGAGAGAGCAAGUAGGCCAUAAGCUUUUCUAAAGAGAUGAGUUUUAAGGCACUUCUUAAAUGAUUGAAGACUAGGGGAGAGUCUGAUGGCGGUAGGCAGGGUAUUCCAUAGGAAGGGAGCCGCUCGCAAGAAGUCCUGCAAGCGUGAGUUUGUGCGAGCAGCGGACAGGAGAAGCUCACGGGCAGAGCGGAGAGACCGAGAAGGGGCAUACCUAUGGAUCUGUGAAGAGAUAUAAGUGGGGCUAGAAUUGUUCAGUGCUUUAUAGGUAUGGGUUAGCACUUUGAAGCAAUCAUUACAGACUAUAGCGGGGAAAUACGGCUUUUGUGAAGACCAAUUAGGAGAGGUUUCAAUAAUCACUAGAGCAUGGACAAGAUCCUUGGUAGCAUCUUGAAUAAGAAAAGGGUGGACGCGGGCUAUGUCUUUAAGAUGUAAUCCACAGGAUUUGGCAACAUACAGGAUGUGAGGCCAGAGUCAAAAAUGACGCCAAGACUGCACGCUUGCAAGGAUGGACUUAUGUGGAUACCACUUAUUUGAAGGGAGAGCGAGAGAGGAAGAUCAGUAUUAGGAGGAGGAAAGACAAGGAGCUCAGUUUUAGAGAGAUGGAGUUUCAGAAAGCGGGAGGACAUCCAGUCAGAGAUGGAAGAAAGGCAAGCAGUGACACGUUGCAGGACGGCAGGGGAGAGGUCCGGGGAGGAGAGAUAUAUCUGGGAGUCAUCAGCGUACAGGUGGUAGUGGAAUCCAAAAGAGGUAAUAAGUUUUCUAAGAGAGGCAGUAUAAAGAGAAAAUAGAAGGAGACCAAGGACAGAGCCUUGGGGGACCCCAACCGAGACAGGACGAGGGGAGGAGGUAUCAUUAGAAAAGGAGACGCUGAAUGAGCGUUGGGAGAGAUAAGAGAAAAACAACAAGAGGACAGAGUCACAGAGACCGAGUGAUUGAAGAGUUUAAAGUAGGAGAGCAUGAUCAACUGUGUCAAAGGCAGCAGAGAGGUCAAGAAGAAUUAGUAUGGAGUAGUCGCCUUUGGAUUUAGCUGCAAUUAGGUCGUUAGUAACUUUGAUAAGAGCAGUCUCAGUAGAGUGGAGAGGGCGGAAGCCAGAUUGAAGAGGGUCAAUAAGAGAGUUGGAAUUGAGGAAGCGAGAUAUACGAGUAAAGACAAGUCUUUCCAGAAGCUUUGAGGAGAAAGGGAGCAGGUAUAUGGGACAAUAGUUAGAGGGGGACGACAGGUCAAGAGAUUUUUUUUCAGGAUAGGUACUAGAGUGGCAUGUUUAAGGUCAGCUGGGACAAUGCCAGAAGAGAGAGAGAGCAGUUGAAGAUGUGUGUUAAGGAAGGUGCAAGACAAGGAGAGAGAGAUCUGAUACGGUGAGAUGGGUAGGAUUGAGUGGGCAAGUGGUGGGGCGUGAGGAACGGAGCAGCACAGCCACCUCUUGUUCAGUAGCUGGGGAGAAAGUCUGAAGGGUAGGAAAGGCAUGAUCUAUGUGUGGUUGAGAAAGAGAAAGGCAGGGUGGAGAGAAUUCUUUCCUUAGCUAAAUGUAGCGUAGCAGAAAUUGUUUUCACGAGGAGAAUAAUUAUUCUCAUUUAUUAAGUUCGAUUAAAAGCAUAUUGUUUUGCUUUGUAAAUCAGAAGGAUCAUAAGUUAAUCUGACUAUAAAGCCUCACAUGGUUAAACCCUAAUAAUAAUAGCAAUUUUCUGCUGUGAUAAUAAUUUUUCUGUACAUAUAAGCAUAACUAUUAUAUUUAAUGCAUCUAUGUGUUAGUAAGACAUGAACAUAGCUGCUUUUUUAAGGAAGAAAAGAUAAUAAAUAUAUAGUAACAAAAUCAACAAAUAGGGGUGUAUAAUCAUUAACAUACAAGGGGUAUAAUGAGAGUAAAACAAAUAAAAACAUAACUGCUACUUUAAUUCAUACAGUUUAUAAGACAACCAGUCUGUGAAAGUAUAAAACCUUUUCCAUAUUUAGUAGUGAUUGUGCCAACCAUAAACAGACACCUAUUUUAUCAAACCUGUCUGGCGUAGAAUCUGGCUAAUUUCCUUUCAAUUUGAACUGAUGUAGAACGGGUUCCACAGAGCAGUAAAAUGACUUCAUGUUGAACACGUGCCAUGUAGACUUUCUUUAUGUUGAAACGAUUGUUUAUCGUGUGUAUACAUUGAAAUCUGCCAACCUAAUUUUAAAACCAGAUCUGGCAGGACGAGUUAUAGUAAACUUGAGCCAGAUGGUAGCGUUUGGUAAACAGGUUUCGGACCUGUUACGUUGUUUUGCUGAAUAUGCACUAUGUAACUGCGGCUUAAACCCUCAAGCAUUGAAUAAGCAACACAUGGGCCAAUGCAGAAGGGGGUUUAAAUUGUAAAAACUCUUUGAUUUUUUUUUUAUUUGGUCUUAAGAAAAAAAAAUAUUGUAUAUACAUUCUUUUGCAAAUCUUCCAUAGCCCACAAAAAUAUCCAAAAAGCUUAAGAAGAAAAACUGUUAUGUAAAUCAAGAUAAAAGAUGACAGGCAGGGGCACUUAGUAGGUUUUAUUCAGAUUAUUUUGUGAUAACGUUUAAAUCCAGAGCUUAUAUGAUUUCCACCUCUAUAUAAAUAUGCAUUUAAUUCUCCGUGUAUGAUGGUGGUAAGAUAUUCAAUCAGCAUCUCUUAAAGGAAACCUGAUAUAUAUAUAUAUAUAUAUAUUUAUUUAUUUUAUGGUAUAAAAUAAAAGUGUUCAUGCAUUAUAGUCUCUGACCAAAGAGAAAUUAGAGAUGACUAUUAUCACAUAGCAAGGAUUAGCUCUAAGAGAGACACUGAAAAGAGGUAUUUACUUAUAUGUAUGACAUUGAUAAUAAUACACACAGAGGCUGUCAUAUGUGUAAUAUUGUGUUUCAAAUAACAAAAAACAUGACAGAUUUCCAGUUUUCCUAUACCUCACACCUGGACUCUAGUGAUCUUUCUGUGCAGUUUUAACCAUGAGUUUGGAAGAUGUUCAUCAUAAUUUUGUGUCUGAUAUAAUAUGAUAUGAUUUCCUACCUGUUCCCAUUUCUAGUUUUUAAUCUGUUUAUUUUGUUUUAGGAAACAAAACAGGAAAACUCCAAAGGAAGAGGAAGGAUUGCACAUUGGCAAGGCAGAUAUUGCAGUAUUAGAAACAGGAGCAGUUGUGAUCUAGUGACAAACCUGUAUUUGAAUGGGCUUGGAAAGUGUUUCUUUUGGAGAACUGCCUUUUAAAAUUCCCACAAUCCCUUUCCUUUCCAUCUGUGUUGAGAAAAAAAAAAAAAAACAUAAGGAAACUAUUUUGUAUGAAAAUACAGUGAGUAAUAUAUUAAAAUAGCCAAGUGUCUUCCUUUUCAAAAAUGGAAAAAAUGAAGUAGUUAUGUCAGAUGCUAAAUACAUAUAUAUAUAUAGGAAAAAAAACUCCUGCAACUCAUCAAUAAUAGCAUUUGGUUAUUUUACAGUCAAAGAACAUUAAAUACCAAACAUAAGUUAGGUAGAUAGUUUGGUUUUCAUGAAAAGUUAAAAGAUUAUGAAAAUAUAUAUUACUAGUUCAAAUCUUGUAGAAAGAUUUUGAUCUGUACAGGAGGUAACAUGGAAGUGGGCAUGAUGCUGAACUCCAGUCUAACUUCACAGACCUCGUUAGGCGAUCCUGUGUUGUCACAUGGACGGUCUUGUGAUUUUGUAGAUUCAGAGAAGAAUGGAAAAGCUGGACAUGAACCCUGGAUAAAUAAUUAUGAAGCCCAAGAUGAGAGUUCAGGUCUUGGUGAAAAAAUUAUUACCAGCGAAAUCGCAAAGGAGAACAAAUGUAAUGAAGACUUUGAAAUUGUAACUUCCAGUUGGACAGUAGUUGAAGACGAUAAAUCAGAGGAACCAACAAAUGUGAAAUUGGUAACCAAUGAUGAAGAAAUAUUAAGUUUGGCAGGGUCAACUGAUGAAUCUCCAAAGAUAUCUAAUACAAUUUUGGUUCAAGAAAAAAUAGGAGAUGACCUCAGCUUGGACCUAAAACAUCUAUCAAGCACCAAAGGGCAAUCUUCCAUUUAUCAAUCUAGGAAGGCAUGUAAGUUCAUUGUUCCCACGCAAAUCUUUUCCAUUACAUUAUAUUUCUCCAUACAUCCAUGCAUUAAUAUCCAGUUUAGUCCAAUUAAAAGGAUAUUUAAGGUCAACAGGUAUGUAUUUGACUGUGUUUGUAUGUGAUUGAAUGUGUCUAUGUAUGUAGGUGACUGUAUAUAUAUAUAUAUAUAUAUAUAUAUAUAUAUAUAUAUAUAUAUAGCUGAGUUUAUGUGAUUGUGUUUGUAAAUGUGUCUAUGCAUGAAUGUGACUUUGUGUAUAUGUAUAUGUGUAUUUAUUGGUGGGUUACAGUGGGUCACUGCUUGAGAACCAGGAUACCCAGGUUCAAGUCCUGGUCAAGAAUACAUUGGUGGUACUGACAUAAUUCUACCAAAUUUUAUAUAUUAAUCAUAAAGAAGGAAUUGAAAAUGCAUAGACAGGCUCAUUUGUAACCCAGGUUGGCUAAUGUGCCUCUCACUUAUAAUAAACAAGCUCAUGUGUGAUAAUGUUUGUCUUUCGGUCUUCUUGAUGGUCAAUUGCAAAUUUGGUGGUUAUUAUGUUAGUUUAUUAAAAGGUUGUAUAUGCACAUACAUAUUUCAUAUAUUUUAUAUGUAUAUUUGCAUCUAUAUAUACAAAAUAAAACAAUGUCUGCUGAUAUUAAAAAUAUUUAGAUGGAUAUUUGAAGCAUGUCUUUUUCUACACCUGGAGCACAGAUGUAGCCUACAUAGAAGCAGCUUUGAAUGCUAUGUUGCAAGCAAACUGAUUUGUAUUGAGAUAAAUAAAACUUCAACACACUUUUCUCAUUAAAUAGAGAAGUAAAAGAAAAAAAGAUAUAAGCUCAUGGGAUUCAGCUGGAUUUGAUGCCUAUAACAUAGUCCAAAAAACACAAAAGACAUAGAAAUAUAUCAGUACACAUAUCAUCGGCUAAAUAUAGACAUUCCUUGGAAGAAUUAAAAAUAAAUUAAUUUGAGACCCUUGAAAAUAUUGUCCUUUAAAACAGGGUUGACAAAUUCCAGUGUGUUCUAGUUUUCUGAACCCACUUCUGAUGCUUUAAUAAUAAAUCGUCUACUCUUUUGCAUCAUGAUGUACAAGAAGAAAAUAAGGGUGAAGUUAUGGUGGUCUAACAUAAAAAAGAAAUAUGAUCACAGAUCUAUCUUAUCAUUCCUAGUGUGGUACUGCUGUAUUAUUUCAGGUUAUGUCAAUGAAUGAACCAACCAAGGAAAAGGGUAAACAUAGACCAAGUAACAGAUAAAACAGGAGGAUAGUAACAUAUGAGUAGAGUAACCUUUGCAGCAAGAGAUGUGUGUUCCUUGCUACUUCAAUUUUAAGCCAUGGCAGACACUAUGCCCAGCUGUUGAUACAUUACGUGUUUCAUUCCCCUUCCAUCAUAUGUAUUAUGACAACUUUGACGUCACAAGAGGGUCACAUUUUGACUAAUGCUGCCCUUAAUGCCAACAACUGAGAUGAAUCUCUGUCAGUUGGCAUUGUGUGGCUAAUCUCCAUGCAGCUCCUGUAGUUUGAUCACCCAUUGCUAAAACACUUGGGUUCAUUUCUAACUUUUUCUCUAAAUAUCUGCCAUCAUUAUCAACAGAUUUCUAUCCUUAUGGCCUACAUUUAGUAAUGUAUACCCCAAAUGAUAGUGAUUGCAACACUAACUUAGCAUAGCAUUACCACACGGGAGAAUGCAGGACAAUGCUCUGUGCAAUCCUAUGUCUCCUCUGCAGCAGUGAACAGCACAGGAAAAUAUUACUUAUUUAUUUUUAUCAUUCACUUAACAAAGUAACCCCUUCAAUUAAUACAGAGAAACGUAUUUGACCCCAUCCUUUACCCCAUAUGCAGUGGGUUAAGGGUAAUAAAUGUGGUCCUAGGAGAUGUCUCUUGGGCAGCUGUAAUUAUUGUGGCAUAACAGAGCCCAGAAGACGCUCAGUUUCCUUGGCCCAUAUGGUCCCAUAAAACUUUCUACAAAAGGGCUUAGGGAAUUGGGUAUCUCCUGGAAACCAGCCAGUAAGUAGCAGUUAUUGGCUCCCAAUAUACCCCAAGCGAGCCAUUAACAGUAGCUGCAGCCAUUAAUUCCUUGUCACUAAAUGUGAAAUUUACCAUUUGGCAAUCAACUGCUACUUGAUAACACUAGCAUCUGCUGGUAAAGCUUAGUGACAUGUUUGGAAACAAGCCCUUAGUACAUUGCCCAAGGAUACAGAGUGUAGCUCUACAUACGCCCUGUCUGGCUGUGCCCUAAAAUGGAAAUCCCCACUGGAUUUUGAGAUAAAACAAAAUGUUCCCAUCUCUCCUAAGCCCAGUCUUAAUUAUUAUACAACCAGGUGCCUAAUAACAAGACACCCUCUAUUAAACCUGGACACAUAGAACAAAAGUUCACUCACUGUUAUAGUUAUAUUCUCAUCGGCAGGGUAUUCAACACCUUUUGAACUGAAUAACAUAAAUGUGUUUUAUGUUUCAUACUCUUUUACUGCAUGUAAAGCGUUGCGGAAAUAUGGGUGCAUCACAAAAUGUUUUAAAUUAUUUAGGAUGCAACUAAUUCUGAAUUUAGAAGUAGAAUAAUAUGUCAAAGGCGUGCAUGGUAAUUAUGUCUUUUUUUUUUUUUUUUUUUAGAAAUCAUAAACAGGUCCAAAAAAAAUAAAAAAAAUUCUGUAAAUGCCACCAUUAAUCUCAAGAUGUUGAAAUAGCAAAUUUUAGUUAUUCUGAGACAUAAAUAAAAUAGCACAUUUCCUCACCUUGGCACCUUGCAUGCCAUCUCACAUUCCAAUCUGCUUUAUAUAAUUAUCCCUUGAUUUUCCUUGACGGCUUUAUAAUUUGUCUUUUUUUUUUCAGUUUGACUCACUUAACUCUAGCUAUUCACAUGACUAGGCAGCAAAGGGAUUUUUUUUAGAUAAUUACUCAGGUAAUCACUCUACAGUUAAAAUGGAAUUUUUAAGAUAAACACAGAUAUGUAAUGUUUUGGCACUGACUGCAUAACUGAAAUUCAUUCUUUUCAGCUCCAGAGAAAUGUACACCUACAUUAUAUUAUAGUCUGGAGAAGCAUAAUUAACUUAUUGAAUGCUGGAGGGUUAUGCUGUAUUGUGAAACUUGGUAUUCAUGAGUAUAGUCAAAAGGUAGUUAUCAACUACUUGUGCUGCUACAUCUCCCAUGAUACAUUGCCAAACACCUGUUGCUCCACAAUAGGUAGACAAAAAAAAUUAUAUAUUAAUAACGAUUAUUUCUUUGAAUGGAAUAUAUUCUGAAAACAAAAACAAAAAAAAUGAAACAAAAAAAUAGAAUAUAUGCUGGUUAAUUGUAAGAAUAAAUUCACCCACCAAGUAUUAGCUAAUCUGAUUUUCAAUGAAACCUAGAGCAACAUGUGUUAGUUAUUUCUUUAAAUACUUACUACAGAGUAAUCCAAUGUUGCAAUAGUUAUAAAAUCUACAAUCUGCAUUGUGUCCCGCUGCUACUAGGUAAAGUACAAGAUUAUCUGAAAAAAAAGAUCAAUUUCCCAUUAAUUACCAAAAAGUGCUUUAAAGGAACAUUACAAAUAUGUAUUUGUGACACUAUAGGUCUAAAUAGCCAAAAAGGUGAGUAAAAUACAAUUUAAAAGGUAAGGCACCUAAAGAGUGAUUUUUACACUAUAGUGCAGGGGUCCUCAAACUCCAGCCCCCCAGAUGUUGCUGAACUACAACUCCCAUGAUUCUCUGUCUAUCCAUGUAAUUCAAAGAAUCAUGGGAGUUGUAGUUCAGCAACAUCUGGGGGGCCGGAGUUUGAGGACCCCUGCUAUAGUGUCAGGAAUAACUGACACUACAGUGUUUUUUAAAUUAUUUUUCCAUGGGGUAAGCUGUAGUGUUUAGGGUGCCUAGACUGUUUAUUUAACCCCUUAAGGACUAAACUUCUGAAAUAAAAGGGAUUCAUGACAUGUCACACAUGUCAUGUGUCCUUAUGGGGUUAAAGUUGAUGUAACUGAUGAUUUCGCACAGGUUGUUAUAUAUAAAAGUAAUAUAACUUUUUUUUUAUUUUAGUAAUUGUUACUGUCUUUUGUGAUCUUUAUACUCUAGUGCCAUUUUCAUGUUUGUGAAAAGGUACCUACACGCUUUAUACAUUAAAUAUUGCUGUGAAAAUCCUGUCACAGCAACAUUGGUGGCGAAUUAUUUGAUGAACAUUGCCACUGAGUGACUCUUUAUAACAAAUUGACAAAUGUUGGAACACAAGCCACCAGCCGAAUGUGGCAUAAUAAAAAAAGUAGCAGACAUUUUACUAUAUAAAUAAAAAUAUAAAAUCUACUAUACAUAGUAAUAUGGAAUUGUUGGGGAGAGAAGUUGAAGUUUUGGGACAGGGAAAGUAAUGAUGAAACAGUUACAGGUUAGAUCACAGAUUCCCAAAAUCGGUCCUUAUAAAUUUUUACUGCAUACUCAGCGGUUGGGAUUAUGUGAGAUUAUAUUCAUUAAGUGUUUACAAUUGGCCACCAUAUGUUGUUUAUUAAAUAAGGCUAGAACUUUUUUCCAGCUCCGCACAGUUCCAAUGGCACUGGCCCCGCACACACUCCGCCUCUUUGGCUGAGAGCACCAGAAUUGACAAUCUCAGCCAAUCCAAUACUUUACCAUAGGAAAGCAUUUAGAAGGUAUUGCACAUCAACUCCGUCUGAGUGACUGCCUUUAGAGGUGUUCCUAGCAGGGUACCUGUAAGGCGACCUAGACAGCCGCCUAGGGCGCACCUUUGCAGGGGGCGCCGGAUCCCUGCGCCCGGCGGCUCCUCAUGCUGCGCUGCCUGAGCGCUUUUACAAGCCUCAGGCGGCGCAGCACUGCUGUGGAGGGUGGCCAGAUUUCAGUGACCGGCAGGAGGGAAGCGCAGAGCGAUCCCUCCCGCCGAUCUCUCGUGUAGCGUGGCUGAGCGGCGCGGAACGCGGGACACAGGAAACAGAGGUUCCUGUUGCGCGCCGCCCAGCCACGCUACAUACGCGGGAGGGAAGAGGAGGGGCGGGUACAGGAAACAAAGGUUCCUGUCCCACGUUCCGCGCCGCCCGGCCACGCUACAUACGCGGGAGGGAAGAGGAGAGCAAGGAUCACAGGGGGAGGGGGGGAAGGUAAGGACCACAGGGGGAGAGGGGUAGGCAAGGACACAGGGGAGGGGGGUAAGGACCACGGGGGUGGCAGGAAGGCAGGAGAGAGGGGACCACCAGCACCCAGGGGAUGAGGAGGAGAAGUAGGACCACCAGGAAGGGAAUGACCACAGGAAGGAAGGGGAGGAGGAGAGGGGGUAGUAAGGACCACAGGGAGAGGAGGACCAGGGGAGAGUAAGACCACCAGAGGAGGAAGUAAGGACCACUGGGGGAGGAGAGAGGGGAGUAGGACCACUGGGAGGGGAGGGUAAGGACCACUGGGGAAGGGGGGUGAAGGAACACAGGGGGAGGGGGGCGGGGAGUAAGGACCACUGAAGGAGGGGAGGUAAGGACCACAGAGGGGGGAGGUCCAUUAAGGGGUUUGGGAGAGGGUGGACCACUAAGGGGGGAAAGGAAAACCAAAGGGGGGUAAGUAGGGAGGACCACUAAGGAGAGGGAGGAGGGUAAGGACCACUAAGGGGUGGGAGAAAGAGGAUAAUGACCACUGAGGGGGGAGAUUACCACUAAGGGGGUGGGGGGAGGAGGGGAAUGUCUACUAAGGGGUUUGGGAGAGGGAGGACCACUAAGGGGAGGGAUGGAGGACCACUAAGGGGGAGAGGGGGGAGUGAGAAGACCACCAAGGGGGGACUACAGGGGGCCAAGGGAGAGCACUAAGGGACAGGAGGGAAGGGGAAAUCAAUAAUUGACAGGAGGGUGAGCACUAUGCAAAAAAUUAAAAAAAUAAAGAGCUGCUCCCCUCUCAGUCCCUAUCUUACCCCACAAACCCUCUCUUUUACACUACACACAUACACAAUGCAUCCCCCCCCACUCACACACACACACACAGAAACAUACAAUGCAUUCCUACUCACACACAGACACACCCGAAACACACAAUGAAUCCCUUACGUUCACACAAACUCAUUCUCUUAUACACAGAAACAAAAUGCAUCUCUUACACAAUCAAUGCAUCCCUUACAGACACACACUGCAUUCAAUUAAAUACACAGAAACACACCUUGCACCCCUUACACACACACACACACACACACCCAGAAACAUACAAUGCAUUCCUUACAUACAAACACACACUGCAUCCCCUAUAAACACACUACAUCCCUUACAGAAAUUGGUAUCCCUAUACACUACAUUCUAUAAGAACACACACACGUUGCCUCCUCUACAAUAACACAUAAAACAUCCCCUACACACAUACACUCCACUUCCUGUGAGAGAACUCACGGGUGGGCCAUGUAGGUGGAUUUAUGGGUGGGCAUUGUAGGCAUACUCACGGUCAAGCCCUGGGGACCCAGACCUUGAGCUGUGUAAGGGGCCCUAAAAAAUGGAACUGCUUCAUGUUCGUUAAUUGUUGUGAGCACUGUUAAAAACAGUCUCCAGAGAGCCUUUUCUACACUAGACCUGUGGAGCCAGACCGAGCCCAUCAUCAGCCUCUUGUCCUCAUCUGGUGGUAAGUAGGCAAUCCAAUAUAUUAUUAGUGGCACUAAUCUCUAAUUUACUUCACAUUAAAUGGAUACUAUAGUCACCAGAAGCACUACAGCAUAAUGUAGUGGUUCUGGUGUCUAUAGCCUGUGCCUGUAGGCUUUUUAAUGUAAACACACUGUCUUUUCAGAUAAAAGACACUUUGUGAAGACUGGCGUUGGCCCAUAUGGCAGAGCAUAUGGGCGGGGCAUUGUGAUGUCACAUGGUGGGCAGGACAUGGGGGGGGCGGCAAAAAAUGUUUUGCCUAGGGCGGCAAAAAUCCUUGCACCGGCCCUGGUUCCUAGGCAGCAAUGGAAACACUGCCUUUUCUAUGGAAAGGCAGUUUUACAUGAAAAUUCCUGCAGGGACAGGGAGUAGAUGCCAGAACAACUACAUUAAACUGUAGUUGUUCUGAUGACUAUAGUGUGCCUUUAAGGUAUUUUCCAGAAUUUAUUUUAUGUUAAUCAUAUUACACUUGAAGAAUCUGUCACUGAUAUCAUUUUCCAAUUAGAGAAUGUGUCACUAAGAUUAUUUUCCAGUUGAAUAGUGUGUCACGGAAAAUGGGUUGCAAAGCUAAAACUAACUACAUCAUAUUGGUCCAUGACACCAUGACAUUAACAAGGUUAUUCACUAAAGUGAGAAUUGUCAUGAAUGCAAUGUGAAUUUCAAAUGUAAGGUCAAAGUAGCUGAACUAGAAGCACUGCUGACUUGAAGAAUAUUUCCAUUUCAGCGAUUUUUCUCUUAAAGGAACACUAAUGUGUAUUCACAAUGCUAUAGUGUCCUUGUCAUUGUUCAGGUUCCCCCCUCCCCGCAUGAGUUGAAAAGUUAUUUUAUUUACGUUGUUUCCCUUGCCUCACUGUUCUAUGCAUUGCUGGCUGCGCUUCUAUGACUAUAAUAAGUCUUGAUGAUCUCUACCAAUUCAGUGCUUUCCCAAAGAAAAGCAUUGGGAGGCUGGAGUGCAUGCACGGCAAUAUUCCCUGCUGUGCCAAUCAGAUGGUCUCAGUCAUAAGCAAUCACCUGACUAUGAGACCAUCUGAGUUUCACUCUGCUAUUUCUUUGGUAAUGCAGGGUUUUAAGGCACUUCAGGCAUUAAAACCCUGCAAUGUAAAUAUCGCCAUUCUCAUUGAGAUAAAGUGGUCUGGGUGCCUAUGGAGUCCCUAAAAUUUAAAAUUCGCUUUCAAUUCAUUUUUCAUUUCUGACUUUCAUGAAUAACCUGUUAAAGGAUAAGUGAGUCUGGGUUGGUCUAGUCAUUUUUGCCGUAGAUCAGUGAUAGUUAAAGGAACAAAUGUAUAUUCCUGUUCCUGACCCUAUAGUGUUUAAAAACAUUUUAGGUGGCCUGCCCCUCUUAAAUAGAGUUAAAACUUACUUUAAUUCCAGCGCCUUGAGGGUUCACCGUUGUUGGCUUUGACAAUGCUCCGCCCCCUUGGCUGAGAUAAUCAUAAUUGACAAUCUCAGCCAAUCUAAUACUUUUGCAUAGGAAGUCAUUGGGAGGAAAUCAGGCAUGCACUGCAAAACCUUGCACUGCAGUAAUCAGCAUUUCCUCACAGAGUUGCAUUGAAUCAGUUUACCUCUAUGGGGAAUGUUCAACACAGAGACACUGAACAUCAGUGUUUACCCAGGAACCACCUCUAGUGGCCAUCUGAGUGACUGUCACUGGAGGUGUCCCUAGGCAGUAAUUUUUGCCUUUUUUUCUGAAAGGCAGUGUUUAUAUUUAAAUGCCUGCAGGGUCAGGCUAAAGACACCAGAACAACUACAUUAAGCUGUACUUAUUCUAGUGACUACAGUCUACCUUUAAACCUGGUAUAAUUGUAGUUUGUUCUAACUAGUUGGAUCAUAAACAUAUGUCUCAUGCCCUAUGCAUCUUCAAUAAUAAAUGAUUUACCAGAGCAGCAUUGCCUUUUUAUAAAUGCAGCGGAGACCCUCUGGACACUGAAAAGGUCUUUGCGUAAUUUCUGCUUUGUGACUUUUUAUUUUACAAUUGAAGAAUGGGUCACUGAGCAAGUGUAAUGCAUGUAAUUUGGUUCCCUGCCAAAAAGUUAUGAGCUACUCAUGUAGAUAGAUGUGCACUGGUGAUUUGUCUGUGAGCUGAGGUGUAAUAACCCAACCAGCGCAGUGGGCUGUGAUGGUGCUGUGUCCAUCGUACCAAUGUGUCAAUGAAAUAUCCUCAUGUAGUAAAAGUGCAGUGAGGUGUAAUAAAUGUUAUGUAAUAAAGGUUAGCUGCACAAUGCUACGCAAGACAUACAUAAUAAUCAAUCGUAAUUGACCAUAUAUUUUAAACUGAUAUCUCUGUAACAGGAUCCUGGCAUCUUGUACCAUGUACAGUGCCAGCACUUUAGGCUUAGGAACAAUACCCAUACAAAUGAGACUGUCAUUCUCUGUUCUUAAUGUCUGGUAGCAGAAGGUGUACUUAUGUGUGCCACAGCAUAGACGUGGAAGUUGAGAUAGGGGUCAGCAAAUUACACUAGUACAGGAGUUGGCCACCAUUGACACUCCAGAUGUUGUGAACUACAUUUCCCAUAAUUCUCUUACAGCUGUAAUGCUGGCAAAGCAUCAAGAAAAAAUGCUGUCCACAACAUCUGGUGUGUCGACUGCCUACCCCUGCACUAGUAUAUCACAAAGAAGGCACCAGGACCUUGGGAAAAUGUACAACCUGCAGAUAUCUCAGUGAGUUAGUGGAGAGAGGGGAAACUGUGUUACAAGCAGGGAAGGCAUUGGAGAUAGCAAAGGUUCUUAUUAUUUAUAUAGUGCCCACAUAUUACGUUCAAAGAAUAUAGUGGGGAUAUAUAAAUAGAUUAACAAUUACUAGUGAGUUAUUGGGCUAUAGAAAGACAGUCAACAAUAGUGGGAAAGAUAACCACUUUUGGGAACAAGGAAGACUUUUUUUGUUGUGAUAGAAAGUUGAAAAAAAACUUUUGGAGUUUUUCCAACCUUACUGUAAAACUAUAAAAAUGGAACAGAAAGGCAUGUUUUUACACACACUGAAGAGAAAUGAAAUUGAAAGAAAAGAUGAUCUAGUGGGUAGACAGAGCGAGAGAUGACAAGGACCCCAGAUAAAUGAGACAGAGAGCCUAGAAUAAGAGACAGCCUGGGUGAGUCAGUAGGCCCCCCUCAGUCAGCGUAGAGGGAGAGGGAUGUUUUGACAGACACAGCCAGUUGCAGGGCUGCUGUGGGACAUCCAAUCCGCCUGCUCUGAGCAGAGGAGGGGAAUGCUGUUAAAUGAACAGAGUCUGGCUGUAGCAGUGCACACUGACUGCAGGCAGCUGGAAUCACAGAGCGCUGAAAGGUGAGGCAGACAGAGCGCUACUUAUUGCUACAGGGGGGUGAGGCAUGGCUCUAAGUGAUGGCAGGGGGGUACACACUGCAUAUACAUUGCCUUUAACCCUGUAUGUGCCAGGAGAGCUCACAGAUAUGGAAUGACUUGCUGGUGCCUUCCAUCUGUUGGUUACUGGAUAGAGAGACAGAUAGAUAGAACAGACAGCUGAUAACGACAGGCAGACUGACUGACAGACAUCAAUUUGUUUUUACUCAUUUUAGUAAAAUAGACAUGUAAGAUCAUUUUACAUUAUUUUCACAAUGUAUCUUUUCUCUCAGUAUAACAUGAUUUAUUACACAGUACAUUUCUGUUAUGUUUUUUUAUAAGUAUUUGCCAUUUAUGUUUGCUGUUAUUAUGAUGUUUGGGAGAUCUGAAACAUCCUGCUUGAUAGCAAGUUUUACAAAUCCAAGGCAUAAAAACUGUACAGAGCUUUAACUCCAAUGCAGUAACACUCUCAGAGCUCCUAGAUAUAUGGAAAGUCAUUGUAGUGUAUGACCUCUAUGAAAUAGCUUAGAAGGGGGUUCAUCUGUUUCUCUAUAUCACACCUUACUAUGUAUCCAUUAUAGAGUUCUAUCGUCUUCCUGUUUCAAUGCAACUGUUGCUUAGUUCAGCCUCAUCUCUCUGUAACACUGCCUAGUCCUCACACACAAUUUAAUCUCCAGAAAAGCUCUUUAAGUUAAUCACAGAUGAGGAAAUGUAAGGUGUAUGAGAUGUAAACAUGGGUCAUUGAUCAUGAUGUGCAGACUUUGUUUAUAAAUUGCAUUGCGUGUCUAUUCUAUGACCAUAUUUUCCCUAGUUCCAGCUAUUUGUAUCUUGUGCCACCCCAAGCCUUCUUGUGUCAGUAUCUGUCUCUGUCUGUACUGUUUAUUGUCUUGCUCUACAAGCCUGAUCUACUCUUAUUACAGUGUUAUGCUGCUCUAUAAUGAUCAUAUAUUAUUCAGAAGCAGAGGCUGGAGUGGGGAGGGGAGGGGAAAGGGGCUAGUGACUUUAAAAUUAAUUAUGUAAUAGAGUAUAUCUCAGGAGGGUCAUGUUGGCUGAAUAAAACCAUAUUGUAAAAUGCAUGUUUUGCUCAUUUUGUUGUGGUGGUUGGUGGUGGUGGUGACCACUGCAUUUCACAAUUUAAGACAAAAUAGUUUAGUUGGAAACUAUCUCCAAGUCAUCUGAUUUGGAAUUGUUGCCAGUUGUCAGCUUAUCACAGUGUCACUGUUUAGUGUGCAAGUCAAUGUCUUUUUAUAGCUAUGUGUUACUGUCUAGGUCAGUGUUUUUCAUCUGCCUGCCUUCAAGUUGCCCUUCAUCUAAAGGUUUCAUCAUCAUCAAGCAGCUUUUGGCGACAGGUUAGAAAGGGUAUGGUUGUACUCCAAGAGCAUCUGUGAAUUGACAGAUUGCUUAGCUCUUAGCUUGGUUGAAUGCUUCUGUUUCUAUCUGUAUUUCUGAGAAAAUAUGUCUAUUUUUUGCAUGCACUUCUGUUUUCUCAUGUGUUUUUGCUUUAGUAUUGUUAAUAGGAAUGCUCCUUUCUGGCUCGUUGAUGCUCUGGUAAAAUGAUACCAGUCUGUGUAUGUGUCUCAGGCGAUGGAAACUGGGAAUAGUAAUUGGAGGCAAAACAGCAGCUGGUGCUUCUGGGCUGCAGAGAGCCCAGGCCUCUGAGAAUCUUGGGUUAAGUGGUGAGUGUGCCAGGAGUGGGUCAAUCUGUGAUGCAAACACUGUCCUUCACCCCUCUUUACCAGCCUCAGCUGCCUGUUGUAGGUUAAGCUCAUUUGAAAUUCAUUAGAGGGUUUGGCUUGGAAUUACUGGAGGCAUGGAGAAGUUGCACAUGCUAUAGUGGAUAUCCCUUUAUGUUUGUCACCUAGGCAUGAUCCCUUUUUGUUAUAAAACCACAACUUCUAAAAAUCUUUUGAAAGCCUAGAACACAGCAUAUGUUUUGCAAGGCUUCUUGGGAAUUGUAGUUCUGUUACAGAUGGCGGCCUAAUACAUGACUAUCCCCGCUUCACAAAUUUCUUCAAACUUGAUGGUUGUUGUAAACAGCUGUAGAGGAACUGUGUACAUCAAAAACCUAUAGAACAAAGUGUGAAAUGAUUGACAAUAUAUAAUAAUUCCCUCUGUGUAUCUCUCUGUGCUGACAUUGUCCUCCCCCUAGCAGAAAUGAGUUGUAUUCAUGGUGUGAAUCCUUCUGCACAGAUUCAGUUAUAAAUGGGAUUUCACCUUUAAAGUUCAUCAUAACACCUGGCUGUACUGUGGAUCCAUGUUCCUGGCCAAAUACUACUUCAGUAGCCGAAUGCUUAAUGAUUUUGCCAUGCAAUAUCAUGUUCUACGGACCUAGACUGCGACUGGCCAUAUAGACUUGUUACAGUUACAUGGAAUGUUUUGGGUUUGCCAUUGGAAUACUGAUUUGAAAAAUGUAGGUCACAAAAGUGGAGUUGGAAAUAAAUUUUCCAAUUUAACUAUAGUUAGUCACUGCUCGGCUAUUUUAGCCUGAUUUUACAUCACAGUUCACUCUUUAGUAACCAAGUCAUUAUGUAACAAUACUCGAUGAGUUCAAAACUGACAGAAAUGGCAUUUGCUUGCAGUUGAAGCAAUAUUUAAAAUAGUGUCAACAAGCUAGUUUUUAUAGAUACGAUUAUUUCAUUAUAAAGCUGCUUAAAAUAUAUUCUAUUAACAUUUUAGAAAAUGUCACGGACACGGCAUAGUUUAAAUUUCGUAUUAAAGAUAGAAUUUUCACUUUGAGUUGUUUUAUUAUUUUUUAGCAAACGUGAUAUGCAUAGUAGUCUAAUGAAUAUUUAUGGACAUUUCACUGUGUUUAUGUUUUAUUUAGUAUUUUACUUGCUUUCGAAUGUCACCUGCACCGUGUGCUACAAUGUCACCUACUCACAGGCUAGUUAGUGAGAUAAAUUUACUCCUAUAUACUAUCCCAGUCAUCAUCUCUUGGCAUUAAUGGCUGACCUCUAAGGGUGUGGAAAAUAUGCUGGGGGCAGCCGGGCUAGUGUGAAAAGGACAGCCAGCGUUCUGCUUACUCAGCAAUGUGUGAUCCCUGACUGACUUCACCUGGCACACACAAUGCAGCAUGGGCAUAUUUAUAAAGGGUUUAUGGUCAGUCUAAUUACUAACAGAGCCUGCUAGUCAAGAGUCAUAUUCUAGUAUCCUAUGAAUAAUGUGAUGUAUUUACUAAUCGUGAAAAAAAAAUGCUGGUUGGUUGGGGCAAUUCACAUUAAAAUAGUCAACAUGUACAUGUUGAAUUUAAAAUGAUCACAGUAAUUACAGAGACUCUCUAUCUCUAUGUCACUGCAUUAAAUGGACACUAUAGUCACCUGAACAGCUUCAGCUUAACCCCUUAAGGACGGAGCCAAAUGUACACGUUGUGAACGAAACAAAAUAUAAACAAAACCUGGCAUUUGUGCUACAUGUCUGUCCAACCGUAAUUCGCUUAUGAAACAUAAUUUAAUAUGAAAAAAAUGGGAGAAAAUAAGAUUUUUUUAGUUCUACAUGACAUUUUAACUGUCAAUGUCAUAAUACUGUUUGCUUCUACUGCAAUAAAAUACACAUAUUUGUACUCAGCAAAGUCUCAUGUGUAAAACAGUACCCCCUAUGUACAGGCUUUAUGGCGUUUUGGGAAGUUACAGGGUCAAAUAUAGCACGUUACAUUUGAAAUUGAAAUUCGCCAGAUUGGUUACGUUGCCUUUGGGACUUUAUAGUAGCCCAGGAAUGAAAUUUACACCCAUAAUGGCAUGCCAUUUGCAAUACUAGACAACCCAAGGUAUUGCAAAUGGGGUAUGUCCAGUUUUUUUUGUAGCCAUUUGGUCACAAACACUGGCCAAAGUUAGCGUUAGUAUUUGUUUGUGUGUGAAAAAUGCAAAAAACGCAAAUUUUGGCCAGUGUUUGUGACUAAGUGGCUACUAAAAAAGACUGGACAUGUAUAUGUAUGUAUAUGUGUAUAUAUAUGAUCUAAGUAUAUAUUUUAUUUUUUUUUACACUUUUUAACUUUUAAUACUUUUAUUUUAUUUUAUUUCCAGCCAGCAGGGGGACUACCUGUCAUUACAGGCAGCACCAGUGCUGGCAAUGCUGCAGCCAGCUAUCCCGGCCAUGUGAUUGUGAGGUCCUCGCAAGGACCUCACUCUCACAUGGCCGGGGGGCUGUAAGAGGGAAGACCUGCUGCGGGGGGGGCUCCCUGGGAGUCCCCGCGAUCGCCGGCUUGGGACCGCCGGCGACCGGGCAAGUAAACAAAAACAUGAGGGCGUACUAUUACGCCCGGCGGCGUUUAGAGCCGCCUAAAAUAGGGCAUAAUAGUAUGCCCUCCGGUCUUAAGGGGUUAAUGAGGUUGUUCAGGUGAGAACUAUAGCUCCCUGCAGCCUUUCUCAUGUAAACACUGUAUUUUCUGAGAAAAUAUUGUGUUUACAUUGAAAGCUAGGAACGCCUCCAGUUGCAGUCACUCAGAGUGAACCAGAGGGACUUCGGAGUUGAUGGAUGCAUAAUAUGCCUCCAUCCACUCAGAUCUGCAGUCAUCAGAGCACAGGGCGGCACUGUGCACAGCAUCCUGUGAUUCAGUGUCUCCUCCCUCUGCAUGCAGACACUGAACUUUCCUCAUUGAUUCAAUUAAUCUCUAUGAGGAGAUGCUGAUUGGCCAGGGCUGUGUUUGAAUCAUGCUGGCUCUGCCCCUGAUCUGCCUCUUUGUCAGUCUCAGCCAAUCCUAUGGGGAAGCACUGUGAUUGGAUCAGGAUACCACAUGUCAGCAGAUUGCUUGUUUUUCUGAGUCUACCAGCAUGCAGAGUUACAGCUUCAGGCUUGAAUACAGUAAGAUUUUUACUAUAUUUAUGGAUUCAUGAGGGGCCCAGGAGGGCUAGAUGGUGGUGUUAACACUAUAGGGUCAGGAAUACAUGUUUGUGUUCCUGACCCUAUAGUGAUCCUUUAAAUGAUUGUGGCAGCGUUUAUGACAGCAACUAUCCUAAAAUCAUUGGGAUCACGCAACAUUAAAUGUAGAUAACCCAACCCUAAGGUUCUCUUAAUCCUAAACCCAUUGUAACCAGCGGUGUAUCCUGGUUUCGUGCUGCCCUAGGCAGGACAAAACUCAGGCACCCCCCCGCGCUACCCCCACCUGCGCAACCGCCACCCAACCCUUCCCCCCUGCUCCGCCUUCUAAAUACACACACACACACAUUCACUGACAGAUACGCAUUCACUAGCUAACAGAAACACACACUCACUAACAGGCAAACACACUCACACACACACUAACAGACACACUAACAGACAGACACACACUAACAGACACACACACUAACAGACACACACACUAACAGACAGACACACACUAACAGACACACACACACAAUAACAGACACACACACUAACACUAACAUACACACACACUAACAUACACACACACACUAACAUACACACACAAUAACAUACACACACCCACUAACACUAACAUAUACACACACACACACUGACAGACACACACUAACACACACACACACUCACUUGUGUUUUUUUAUUUAUUUUUUAUUUAACCCCCCCAGCCUCCUUACCUUUGGGAAUGCUGGGGGGGUUCUUCCUCUCCCUGGGGUCCAGUGGCUGCCGGGCGGUCGGUCGGUCGGGCUGGGCGGGCGGGCGGGGCGGGCGGGCGGCGAGGGAGCUCUUCCCCUGAGCUCUCUGCUCAGCUCCCUCUCGUGCCGCCAGCAGAGUGAGGCUGGGAGCCGGAAAAUGACAUCAUAUUCCAGGUCCCAGCCUCACUCUGAGGCGCGCGAGGGAGCUGAGCAGAGCUCAGGGGAAGAGCUCCCUUGCCGGCCGCCCGCCGCUGCCCGCCCAGCCCGACCGGCAUGUCUGUUAGCCGAGAGGCUAACAAGGCAUUUGCUCCGGGCAUUUGGGGGCGGCUUUUUUGCCGCCCCCUGAAAAAUGCCGCCCAAGGCAAAUAGCUUGUUUGCCUCGCGGCUAAUACGCCCCUGAUUGUAACUCUAACUGCAAAAAAAACUAUACUUAAACACUCCCUAACCCUAUUAACCCUCUCUAAAUAACCUUGAAGACUCAGAACCCUUGAAAGAACCCUUGAAACCUACUCCAAAAUUUUAUUACCUUAUCUCCUCCCUAACCUUACCGCAAAGCGUUAUAAGAAAUGUUAACAUUUACUCCACAGUGAUGUCUUAAAUGCAUUUACGGUAAGGAGAGAAUAUAUUGGCUACACUGUAAUAAACCUUUAACCUAUUAUUGCUAUUUCUGCUACUUUGUGGCUUAUUUUCAGCUGUUAAUGCUGCGGAACAUCUUUGUAAGCAGUACUGUCAAUCAUCAUUGUGAUUCCUGCGUUUUGCUCCUUAUUAAAUGGAGUAGACGUAAGAAUCAAAGUGAUGAUUUACAGCUUGAAGCUGCAUUGAUACAGUCCCUUGUGGAGAAGUAAAGGCAACAUUUGAAGUGGCUUCAUUUAAAGACCACUUUAUUUGUAGCAGAGCUGUGUCCGCAGAAGUAUUUUGACCUGUUCAUAUUACAAUAGAUCAUGUUUCAACUAGUGUGGCAACCUCCUGAGGCAUCCUCCUUUCUUCAAAUAGAUAGCCCGUGUGAGCUAAGAUUUAACCCCUCACCUCUCAUUAUGUCACGAUAAACAAUACACAGGUGGGAUCGGCGCAUGUCACAUUAUACAAGAUGUGCUAUAUGUAUUUGAAGGCUACUUAAAAAUAAAAUCCUUUAUUAAUAUAGGGUUAUAUACAGCAAUAUUAAAGUACCCCAAUUUAUUGUCUACAGGAGAGUAUACAUGCGGCUGGAAGGGUUAGGUCCAGUGUAAGUAAUACAUUUAACAGUCUGAUUUCUGAAAAAUGGAUUAGAGUCUACCAAAAGUGGGGAAGUGUGGUAGGUUAAGUGUACUAUAGCUUAUAUAAAGUGUGUGUUUUUUAGAACUAACUGUAGCACUAUACACUAUAUAUAUGAUAUGUAGUAUACGAGCAGUCUGCUUUUAUUUUUAUACAAUACAUUAGAUCUGUCCCAUUUUCUUUGGCGUGUCUGGUGGGCAUUAAUACCAAAGCAAGAUUCUGAAUGAUAGUUGGGCACUCUGAUUGCAUGCCACCAGCUUGAAUAUAGGUUUACUGGUUUACUAAUGUCAUCUCAAUGAAGUGGUCAGGGCCCUGCCAUUUUAGUCCUGCAAUCUAAAACAGUUACUUUUUGUUGACAGCACUGUUUUGAUUGCAGGGCUAAACACACCUCUAGUGGCGGUCUUCCAGACAACCACUAGUGGGUGUUUCCUCAGCAAUGACCUAGCAUGAUUCAGUUAUGCAACAUUGAACUUUGGAUGUCAUCAAAUGCUGAUCACAGAGAAGCAUUGGAUUCAAUGCUUCUUUAUAAUUGGCUGAACACCGCCCUUGCUGCAAAUGUGCUUCUUGGCCCCAGUGCUUCUCUACGAGAAGCAUUUGUCUUGAUGAAAAGCCAAUGAAGCUAUGUCUGCAGGUCGGAGUCACCAGAGGCUUUUAGCACAGAGUAAGUCUCGGCGCUGGAAAUAAGUUAAGUUAAAUCGUUUUUCAAUUUACUUUAGGGUGGCCUUGAAUCCAAAUAGAGAGGGGGAUUCUAUAGAGUUAGGAAUACAUGUGUGUUCCUAAUGUUGUAGUGUUGUUUUAAGAGACAGGAGAAGAUUUUCUUAUAGUUCAGCAGCAUAUACAGUUUUUCAAAUAAUAAGCUUGUUUAUAAUUAAUCUUUAAGGAACCGACACCGUAUUAUAAAGGCCUAUUUGAAUUGGUUGUUAACAAUUGUUGACAAAACUGAAGAAAUACUGGUUACUGUGGUUUGUUAGUUUAGCUUCUGCUAUGGUGGAUUAUUUUAUUGAUGAGAGCAUUCAACCACGAGAAUUUACAAAUAAAACAGAGAUUCUAUUGAAUUAUGGGAGAUCUCCAUUUUAUAGCCACUUCUCUUCUCGCUUGCCAAAAUAAAGAGAAACAGCCGUGUUCAGUGCAUAUUUUAGUGAAGCCACAGCUCUUGAGAGGAAUUUAAACUGUAGACUUUUGUUUUUAAGUAUAGUUAACUCCUUUCCUGCAAGAUGUAGAAAAAUAUCCCUUUCUAUUUUAGUAGGAUAUUUUAGCUUGUAGAUUUUUGAUAGUUUGGGAUUUAAUGUCAAAAGUUUUUUUUUUUAAUUAAAAAAAAAUAGGCCUACAAAGACCUUUGAUGAUUUUCAGAUAUGUACUAAGAUAUUAUUCCAUGAGAGACAUAUGUGUUGAUAUUGACCUAGGCAAAAUUAAUGUGAAUAGACAUUCUGAGAUCUUUGGAAAUGGGCAAGUAAUAGGUGCAAUAAAGGACAAAGUAGUGAUCAGAUGACACUGGAACUUUCAUCACAAGAUGAUAUGGUUUGGUGAUGGCAGGCAAUCUGUGCCCUUACAAGCACAGAUCACUCCGGCCUGCAUUCUGUUAGCUCACUGUACAAAACACAUAGGACACUACAUUAUAACAUCAUAUCUCGGUAUGAAACUGUAAUAAAGCAUAGUAUAAGUACUUGGACGUUAGAUCUAUCCUCCUCUACACCAUAGGUCAGAUCUGUGCCACAUACUGGUAAAUAAGUAUGUACCGGGAAAUUACUGAUACUAAAAGGAUAAAAUAAGCAAAGGUUAUUUGUGAACAGUGCUCCCUUCCCAUGGGUAAGUGCCCUACAUGGUGAUGUUUUGAAAGAUAGAAACAUAGAAACAUAGAAUGUGACGGCAGAUAAGAACCAUUCGGCCCAUCUAGUCUGCCCAAUUUUCUAAAAACUUUCAUUAGUCCCUAGCCUUAUCUUAUAGUUAGGAUAGCCUUAUGCCUAUCCCACGCAUGCUUAAACUCCUUUACUGUGUUAACCUCUACCACUUCAGCUGGAAGGCUAUUCCAUGCAUCCACUACCCUCUCAGUAAAGUAAUACUUCCUGAUAUUAUUUUUAAACCUUUGUCCCUCUAAUUUAAGACUAUGUCCUCUUGUUGUGGUAGUUUUUCUUCUUUUAAAUAUUGUCUCCUCCUUUACUGUGUUGAUUCCCUUUAUAUAUUUAAAUGUUUCUAAAAAAGAUAGACUUCCCUUUAUAUAUUUAAAUGUUAAAAAAGAUAACUAACAACACUUAGAGGCCAUCUGGACAGUGAAAAUAAAUAAUUGUUUCCUAAAGGCAUAGAAAGAAGUAGAUUGAAAUAGCUGUAAUUGAUUUGUAAAAUGUGUGUAAUGCUCCCUAAUCUCCAUGUCCAAGUCUAUAAAAAAUUUAAUAUUGUAACAGAAACAACUGAACAUAACUAAGGCACUAUCAAGUGCAAGAAACCAUGACAUUCUUAGCCUGGUAGCUGUAAUAUCCAGAGACACGCCGAAUGUUAAGCCACCUAGUGUUUUAUUGUUAAACAGUGUAACAGCAAGAUUGUAUUAUAAGUACAAGACCAUUACUGCAAAUAGCUUCUCCAUAAAAUCAGUGAAUGUCUCUCCAUUCUAAGAUGGGGUUCCUGAGAAUUGACUUCACUAUCCAAAUGAGCUAAGCCUUAAAGGGAUGCUCCAUGCAUCAUAACUCCUACUGCCCACUGUAGUGGUUAUGACACCAAGAGUAUUCUGGUCCCAUUCCCUGGUAAUGGGGCAAACAACUGUUUAGCAACAGUUUGCCCUCUUACCUCGGUCUUACUGUGUUCCUGGCAUGGUCUGAAACAGCAUUUACGACAUCUGGCUUGUGCAGAGCUGCAAAAGCCAGAUGCCGAUCCAUUUUAUUCAGUGAGCACUAUUGUUGUUUCUUUUUAUUGAAAUGGUCCACCUACAACAAAGACUUCAUUCUCAUGUAUCCUUGCAAGUGGGGAAUGUACCACUGUAUGCCAUUCAUACUGGAGCUAGUUACAGCUCCAUAAAACAUGAGUAGGACUAUAUCGUUUUCCUUUUAUUUUCCCCUGAAGAACAUACUACCCAAUUAUUCCUUUCUGUUGUUUCAUAUGGACUCCACUGCUGAACCCACCCUGCUACGCCUAUUGAGGAAUUACCCAGACACUAGGUAGAAAAAUACUUUUGAUAAGUGCAUAUCAACAUUAUCUCUUGGACUUUUAACUAUAUAUUUGUUUAUCUAUUACAUAAUACAUACUGUAUAUAUCACUGUACAUAUCAAGAUUGUGGCGCUACCCCUAGCUCUUUCUCUUUUAAGUAGACGUGAUAAAGUCAGAUCCAAAUUACUAUUGUCUUUUAAGGAAAUAAAAGUGGGAAAACUAUUCAAAGAGGAGGUCUCCAGUGGAGUAUUUUUAAAGAGUACCAAACAGUUUUAUGAAUUUUAAAAUAGGGUUAAAAUCCAUAAGUUUGUAUGAAAGGUGAUUCAGUUGGAAGAACAAUUAGUGAUUCACUUUUUUUCCCAGCAAAGACAAUUCCUGUAAGCCGCAGUCAUACAAAAUAUUUUUGUUAAUUUUCUUUUUCUGUAGGAGUAGGAAUUACCCAUGUGGUUGACGUCUAAAUAUUUCAAAAUUUAACCAUCAUGUAGAAAUAACACUUGAUUUAAACAAACACAGAAACCAAUAACACGUUUGGAAUGAAUAACAAGGUGCGGAAUGUAAUUCACAGAGUGCAAACAAAUAUUUAAUGUUGCGAAGAUCAAACGUAAAUGUUCGCCCAUUAGGUACUCACUCAUCACCCACAGAAAUGGUUAAAAGCUUUUUUAUAUGAGACAUAUAAGUCAGAAUAGACUCCUGUGGGCAAACAUUUUUCAUAUCAAAAAUUAAAAAUGUAACAAUCUUUAUAUGAGACUAUGAUAUUUUAGAAUAGACUGCUUUGGGCAAAAGUUUAAAAUGUAACUUUUACAAAUAAAUGUAUAUAUUAUUUAAAAUCAAGUAGCUGUUUUGUUACAUUAAAUUAUUAUUCACUCUUCUGUUUUAACAGAGUGUCUUUAUUUAUUUAUAUUUUUCACUAUAGUGAAAAAAACCCUAAAUGUAAUCUUCCUAUACGUUAUAAAAGCCAAUUUUCAAAAUACAUUGCGUAUAUAACAGAAUAAAAGUGGAGCAAAGCUUAGCAUUUAAUUGACAAAUAAAAUAAGAAAAAAAAGCACCAAAUGUUACUGAGAAAUGUGUCAUCAACGAAAAGGGACAAAAAGCUAACAGUGCCAAACUAGUAGCGCUGAACUGUCCAUACACAUACGCACUGCUUUGCAAGAUCCAACUGAAAAUGAAUAUGCAGCAGGAUAUGGUAAUACUGAGAAUACUGAAAUACUACGUAAACUGUCAUCUGACAUUUCCCUUCUUCCAAUUCUUUAUUGUUCUUUAAAACCUAUGAUUAAUUAUGUAUCCAGUCUCCCAUCCUGCAGCAAACUUUUGGAUCUGGUUUGUAAGAUCGGUCUUAUUUGAACUGAACAUUGCCAUUUCUCAUAUGUUUUAUGUAAAAUAAAGCCAAACAAAAUAUACUAUUUUAAUUAUUUUAAAAUGAAACGCAAAAAGCAUCUUAAGUAAAAAAAAGGAUAAUUUCAAAGAAGCAUAAAACAUAGCAUUUUACAUUUCUGUGGUGCUGUUUGAACUUGGCGUGAGUUGUUGAGGUAAAGGCAGAGCACAUGUCUCUAUGAUAUUCUAUAUUUUUGGUUUUGCUAAAUUAUAGGCUUGUUGAGUUGAACAGGAAGAAUGAUUAUUCUCUAAGGGUAGAUGUAGCAAAGCCGAAGAGACAUGGUAAAUACAGUUAGAGCUCCUGGUUAGGAAUCAUUAUCACCAUGUUAAUGAAAUCAUGGGGACAAUAAUAUCCAGGCAGAUUUGGUCUAAACAUCUUCCGGAAGUGAAAUCAUCUGUGUUUUAUUGUGCAGUUCAGACUUUGUCAUUCUUCUAUCACAGAUUGUUCUAUAUAUAACUAGGGAUGGGCAAAAUAUAUUUGCAGGAACCUCUUAACCCAUCUAUUAACCCACUAGAGUUCAUGCUUUUAUUGCAGUAAUGCUUAGCUUUUAGUUAAUCUGUUUGUUGAAAAUACUCCACCGUCUUGGAUUACAUAUUUUUUGUGACAAACAAGAAGUUUUUUGGCAGGGUUAUUCACUAAAGCGAGAAUUCAAAGUGAAUUUCCAAUUCACUGUAAAAAUAACUAAAAUGUCAAAUUCUCUAAGCGUACAGUUUGGCUAUUGGUUACUUUGGCAUUAAAUUUUCAAUUUAAUUUGAAUUCACAUUUAACUCUCACCUUAAUAUAUAUCUCUGACAUAUUUUUCUCCACAGAAGACUUCUGUGAUUAACAGGGGUUAAUUUCUAAAGGUUUUAAUUACAUUUGCUUUAUGCAUGGGUUUUUAUUUAAAAUGUCUGCAGUGUGUAUUUAUGUGUGUGGAAGCUUCUUGUGGUUUUGCAUUUGUGGGAGUAAGCUGCGGGGUUGUGGGGUUGUAUGUUUGUCGAGAUACUGCUUGUGGGGUUGUGUAUUUGUUGUGGCUGCUUGUUGUGUUGCAUUGGUGAGUAUAGGCUACUUGUGGUGUUGCUUGUUUCUGAGGUUUGUGUGUGGGGGAGAUGUGGCUUGCGUGGUUGCAGGUUGUUUGUGUGUUUGUGAUGUAGUAUGUGUUUGGGUAUGUAAGUAGUGGCUGUUAUGUGUGUGUUGGGAAAUUGGGGUUGUUGAUAAUGUGUGUGGGGGCUCAGGUCUGUCGUGUAUGUGUGCAGGGGAUUGGGGCUGUAGUGUGCAUUUUAGGGAUAUAGGGACUGUUGUGUUUGUUGGGGAGACAGUGGCUGUUAUGUGUGUUGUAACAAAUGCAGGUAUUACAGAUACCUGUUUGCCUAUUUUCGGGUUUUGAUUUGAAUAUUACAGCAUCCAAGCAGAUAAAGUAGACAGAUACCCAAACUAGAUGAAGGGUAUAACAGGAAUGCUUUAUUUAGGCUAACUGCCUGGUUAGUAUGCAGUUAACAAUGCACAGGGUUAAAGUUGACAUAUGCCAGGGGCAUUCCCUACUGGACCUGAGAGGGGACAGUGACAAAAUACAUUCUGAAAGUACGUUGGCUCUCAGGUCCAGGACACUCCUACAUACAAUCAUAUAAUCCUUCCCUGUUCUGGGGAGAUAGUUGAGUCAAGCACUAUACUAAACUCAAUUAUCUCCCAACACAAAAAACAUACAUUUCCAUAAACCUCUGAAAAUAUCCCAAACUCGAUGGAAACCCCAUAACCCCUGAUAGCCCCAAAAUGGGGGACCAACAUAUUCAAAAAUCACCCAGAUUGGUUCAGGGGUUUAAGCACAUAUAUGGAGGUCUUAAUAUGACUGACCACACACGAUGCUCCUGCCCAGAAAUAGUUCAGUUAAAUUGGGCUGUGCGGUCGGUCUAUUUCGAAAAGUAAAAAAAACAAAACAAUAAAUCCACGAAUGGUUCCCCUGGAUCAUAGGUAGCAUUUGUUCCCCUCGUUCAUGGAAACAAAUCUACCGAAUAGCAGGUGUUUGUGUAGUUUGACCGGCAUUCGGGAAGUCGAGUGUCCGAUUUUGGUUCCAGACACUCGACAACCAAGUAUCGCUGCCUCCUUUCGUGCGAACAAGAUGGCCACCAUUUUCUCUUGCACGUGGCUUUCGGCUAUACGAACAGCGGCCACACAGAGAGAGCACUUAAUUGGCGGUGUGCUUUAAAGUGAAUGAGCCAGGGGGUGGUCGGUGUUCGGUAGUUUUAUCUACCGAACAGGGAAAAACAAGAGUAACAAAAGAGAUGGGGUAGUUUCUUCACAUGUGUAUUGAAGGGGAGAUGGCUGUGGUUGGGGAAAAUUGGGUAUAGGGCCUUAAGUGGGGAGAUAAUGGCUGGAGUGGGGGAAUACGGACUGUGGGGUGGGAGAUAGGAAAUGUGGUAGAGGGAUAAGGGCAGUGGGGGGUGGGACAGGUGCUGUGGUGUGAUAGGGCUGAGUGGGGAGAUAGGGGUUGUAGUAGGGGAUAUUAAUAAUAAUAAUAGUGAGGGGAUAGUGGUUGUUGUGGCAAUACAAGGUCUGUAGUGGGGCAAUCAGUGUUAUAGUAAGGGGGAUAGGGAGGGAGUUGGAACACAGGAGCUGAGUUGGAGGGACAAGGGUAGUAGGGGAGGAUUAGGGUCUAUGGUGGGUGUACAGGGGCUGUAGUGGAGAGUAUAGUGGCUGUAGUGGGAAGACAAGGGCUGUAGUGUGAGAAAUUAAAACUGCAAAAUCUAAAGUUUAUUCCCCCUCCCAGAUGCUUACAUUGGGUCGUGUGGGGGAACCUGAUCCUUGGUGAUCCCAUGGUAGAUGUGGUGGUGCAGACAGGUCCUUCAGGACCCCACAGCAGGAGAAUCAGCUAGCCGGUGAGGGAGAUCUUUGAUACCCCCACCAGCCAUGCCACACCUCUCAUGCCUGCCGCCCCAAGGCCGUGUCCUCGGUGGCUUUAAAGCAAAUCCGGCCUUGGGCAGACUAAUACAAUGCAUAUGCUUACAACAGCAAAAUAGGGUCAGGACAAUAUGCUUGUUCUUCGAGAACGUUGUAUGGCUGAUCACUAACAGGGUUAUUUACUAAAGUGAAAAGUGUCAGGCAUGCAAAGUUGACUUGGAGAAUUUUUCCAUCUUGACUAAUUUGACCUUUUAACUUCAGCUUGAAUUCCCAACAAUUUUCACUAAAGUGACUAACCCUGUAUAUUGUUUUCAUUUUUCACCUUCUGUCGAGUUCAGAAUGGAUGGACAGACAGACAUUAGUAUAAUGGAACCCUAUCUAAUCUAUGUUCUUACCACAAAAUGAAUAGACUGAGCAGUGUGAAGUAUAACCCCACAUUUAUAACCAUUCAAUUAGAGUUUAUACUGGUCCACAAACCCUGCAAUGAUAUAGUGAUAAUCGCAAUGCUUUACACAUUAUCUAUCAAUCCAAGGGAAAAGGUCAAUUUGUGUGUAGUCUAGAGAUCUUGUUAUCAGCAGAAAUACUGAUACAAAUAGAUGGUAGUGAGGCAGGUUCUUUGUGAAACAAAUGUCACAGAUUGGCACACAGUGCUUUGCAGAAUCACUUGCUAUGCAGCCUAUCUGACAGUGGAGACUGUAUUCCCCAUGGGUUUGAAAUGGCAGCAAUGUUUAUUCUCAAGAGAGAUUGGUGCCUGCUGUAAAUAAGUACAAUAUUUCAUCAUUUACUACCUGUGCACAUAUGUGACCUAAUUAUUAACCAUAUAAAUACAGCAGCUCUAGGCAGUGCAGUGCUGGAUAGUUGGGAUAUUGGAGCUACGUGCAUUGGUCUUACAAAGAAUCUCAGGGAUCUCCCCCUUUCUCCAUGAGAUCUACAGUUCCAUCAGAGAAGAGGUGCGACGUUACAUUAAAGGGACACUAUAGUCACCUGAACAACUUUAGCGUAAUGAAGCAGUUUUGGUGUAUAGAACAUGCCCCUGCAGCCUCACUGCUCAAUCCUCUGCCAUUAAGGAGUUAAAUCCUUUUAUUAAUGAACCCUAGUCACACCUCAAAGGCAUGUGACUUGCACAGCCUUCCAUAAACACUUCAUGUAAAGAGAGCCCUAUUUAGGCUUUCUUUAUUGCAAGUUCUGUUUAAUUAAGAUUUUCUUAUCCCCUGCUAUGUUAAUAGCUUGCUAGACCCUGCAAGAGCCUCCUGUAUGUGAUUAAAGUUCAAUUUAGAGAUUGAGAUACAAUUAUUUAAGGUAAAUUACAUCUGUUUGAAAGUGAAACCAGUUUUUUAUUUCAUGCAGGCUCUGUCAAUCAUAGCCAGGGGAGGUGUGGCUAGGGCUGCAUAAACAGAAACAAAGUGAUUUAACUCCUAAAUGACAGUGAAUCGAGUAGUGAAAUUGCAGGGGAAUGAUCUAUACACUAAAACUGCUUUAUUUAGCUAAAGUAAUUUAAGUGACUAUAGUGUUCCUUUAAGAGCAUAAAGGCGCAAUCUUCUGAGCCAAUACUGACAGGCUCUUAUUCAUGUGACUUGUUCAAAACUACCAUCCCUUAGAAUAUUACCAUUUAUAGUACCAUCUACACUAUUUUGUCUUUAUAUUUAUGUCUUUCAUGUACCCUAUUGAUGUACACUUUCGUUUAAACUAUAUGUUUAAAGGGUACGCAAUUGCAUGUUUUAUUGUAUUCAAAGCUCUCCACUUUAAUGGGCUUUUUAGCUAUAUAACACUUUUUGAACAAUAUAAUACUUGCCAAUAUUUUCAAUGGGUCAAUGCAUCAAAAGGUGUGAAUCUGCCAGAAAGGAGUAAGAUCUUCACAUCAAAGGGAUUGGGUCUGCCGCCAAAAAGGUGGUCAUGGCCAGGCUGACUGACAAUUUGCCCCCUCAAGUAGACCAUUAAUGGGGCACUGAUAAAACAAUUAAUGCAUGGUCCUAGUGCACAAUACUAUACAUGCUGCUAUCCACACUGUUACACACACUAUUAAACAGAUGGUGUUCAAUAUAUAGAGAAUCGGUACAAUAGCAGUAUAUCAGUGUUAUAUGUGUGAGGAUGGCACAUUGUGUACAGAGAAUGGAUACAUGUGUGUGUCAAAUCAGUGAGAGUGUGUCAGUGAGUGUGUGUGGCUGUCAGUGAGCGUGUCUGUGUGUGUCUGUGAGAGAGUGUGUGUGUGUGGCUGUCAGUGAGAGUGCCUGUCUGUCAGUGAGUGUGUGUUUGUCAGUGAGAGUGUCUGUCUGUCAGUGAGUGUGCGUUUGUCAGAAAGAGUGUGUCAAAUCAUUUAGAAUGUGUGUGUCUGUGUAUGUGGGUGUUUUUUUUUGGGAGAAGCAGCAUUUCAACCUUAGACCCAGGAAGCACAAUGUCUUGUGCUGGCCUUGCACAAACUACUAUACAUGCUGCAACCCACACUGUUACACACAUUAUUACACAGACCGCUACCCACACCAUUCAAAACAAACACUGCAAUUAUCUGUUACCCAAAAAGACACAUGCAUAUCCUCACACAAAAACAGGCGCAUACUCUAUAUAUAUUUGUGUCUGUAUACAAAAACUUUUUAUUGUAUGUAGUCUAGUUUUUUUGUCAUGUUUAUUUGUGGUUUUUAUUUUCUUAGUUUGGACGAGGGCUGGAUGGGUAUGAAGUUUGAAUCAUAUUUAAAUUUUCACAGGCUUUAUUAUACAAUUGACUUUCAAUAAGCUAUCCACAUUAAAGUGUCACUGGCCCUUUAAAACAAAAAAGCACUUCCAAAAUAAAAUGAAUGGCUGUUUAGAGCAACCUAUGACUGCAUGCCUGGCUAUCUGUUUGAAAUAUUUAUUUGGACCUAUGCAACAAAUAAACUGCUCUCAGAAUUAUUAUUUUAUCUGGUUUUAUCUAUGUCUAUAAAACAGUCUGAACGCUCAAGGUCUCUCAUACAUAAAACAAUUAAAACAAACAGUAAAGCACAUUUAAGACUGUGAACAUAAUGUGUCCUUUCGUUUUACAAAUCUUUAAGGUUAAGGGUUACUACAAGCACCAUGACCACUUUAUGACCGAAAUGUUCAGUGUCUGUAUGUGCAGCGUUUCACUAUUAAAUACUGUACAUACAGAGCUUUACCCCUCUGCUACAGCGCUUAACUCCACCUCCGGUAGUGUGAUUGUGGCACCAUUAUUCAACUUUUAGUUCUCUGGCUAAUAUAAAUUCUGUGUAUAUUUGGCGUCUGACACCAGCACAGUGUAUUAUGGUUGGAGUAACCCUUUAAUUAACUUUAUGUGGAACCUUUCCAGGUUGGGAACCAUAUCCAUUUGGCUUGCUUGACCUCUCUCAUGUCUCACUUCUGUCAUGAAAGGAACACUCCAAGGAGCAUACCCGCUUUAGUGCACUGUACUGGUUAUGGUUAGGGAUACCAUAUACACCAUAUUUUCCAGGUCCCAUUUAAUUUAUAAAACAUACAGUAAAUGCUGCCCUGCAGUAUGUAGAAGUCAAAUUCUGCAGGCAGCAAAUCAGGUAAUAAAUCAGGAAUCUUGCAUCAAAUACAAUAUCUAUAAUACAGGGCAGCAUUUUCAUGUGCUGCCAAUCAAUAUGCAGAAAUGAUGGAGCCCAGGAGAUCAGCACUCUCAGCCAAUGAGCUAUUCCUUGAUUAGCUUAUCUCAGGAGAGCUAAUGGAACCUCCUAAACGUAAUUGGUUUGCCUCUUAGAGGUCACUAAAAUACUAAAUAUAAAAAUGCAGGUUAAAACAGCAAAGCUGUGCUUUUGUUGAGUUGAAGAGGUUGCUAUAUAAUCGAUUCAAAGUUAUAUUUUCAGUUGACUACACGCUGGUAUCUAGAAAAUAAACCUAGUUCAUUUUGCUGUUGAUGGUUUUCUGAUGCAAAUACAAAUAAUAAAACAUCACAGCAGUCCUUCUAUAGGACACUCUAAGCACCACAACCAACACAGCUUUUUUGUUUUUAUGCAGUUGAUACAGCAAAUCAUAUAUUGUUUGUUUAUUCUUGCUGCCUUAUGAAUAUGAUAUACCUGUUCCAACCAUUGGGGACCCCCUGCAUUAGGUUGCAAGUUUGGGUCUCGGCCUAAGCAUUAACAACCACUAGAAUGCACAAGUUCAUGAUAAAUAAGUUAUUGUGCUCAUUUAAUUUUUUAUUUUUGUUUUUCUAAUAAAAGGUUUCUAUGUUUUAUUACAGAUUUUAUAAGAACUGUUAGUCUGACAGAGAAAGAGCUAAAGGAAGCACAGAGUAUUAGUGACAACGAUGCUACCCAGCUGAGCCCUACUCAGGGGAGUUGCUCUCGGGGAGCCCUGCUCUUUCAUCGCCGGCGUCAGAAACUGAAAGCACUAGAACAACAAAAAAUUGCAAAACGUUCUGAGUCAUUAGACACACAACAGAGACACAGCAUUCCAGUGGCACAAAGUUCACAACAUGGUCUACAGAUUUCACAUGCUGUAAGAACAAAGCCUGGAGUAGGCUCUGGACAAAAAACAUCUGCAAACAACAUGGAAGAAACAUCAUCUGAUACUGGAUAUGAAGGGGAGUCAGAAAACAAAUGGGGUGUUGAUCUGAAAGGGAUGGAAUUCCCUCCCAUAGAUAAUAGAGCACCUUCGCCAAGUGCAUCAGAAGAAGACCAUCAAGUCCCUCUGAGUACCCAUCUAAAAGAAACUUUGGUGUUGUCAUCAAGUAAUGGUUUUGAUGAUCAAACAAAUAUAGAGUCAGGAUCCAUUCUGAAAAAUGAAGAGGUCAUGCAGAAUGGUACACAGAACAAACAAUACUGUGAAGUUCAUCUCACUUUAUCUAAACCAAUAUCUGUGAGUAACAGAACAGCUAAGCCAUUUGGAACACAGUCAUCAGCAAAGAAGAUUCUGCCUUCUUCGGAAAUGUCACCUGUAAUAGACCUCCCUCCUCCACCUACUUAUGCUGAGACAUUAUCAAGUCCUCCUCCAGUGACCCGCAUCAUAUCACCUCCUGCCUAUUCUGCUUUAUAUCCAACAGAUAGAAACACAGAACAUUUUAAACCUGUGUUGCCUGUAGCUAAUGAUAGUGAACCUAGACUUACACCACAACCAAAGACAGGUAUUUUAGAAGAUAUAGGAGCACGCAGAGGAACUAAGAAAUCCAUGUUCACAUUUAUUGAAAAGCCAAAAAUGACACCAAAUCCAGAUCUGUUGUCUAUGGUGCAAACUGCAGAUGAGAGGCGGAAGAACAAAGAUCAUGUUGAUGUACCUACUGAGGAGGAACCCUUUGCCCUUGGAGCAGAGGCUUCCAAUUUCCAGAAUAAUAAAACUGUGAAAGCCAAAGUUGAUGCAGGCCAAACUCAUAAGGCACCCGAAUGGGUAACUUGCCUGAAAUCCCCAGAUUAUAAAUUAAAACCCCCUCCUGCACCUGUACAAACUCUGACAGAGGCUAAAGGAAAAGGGGCAGAAUUGUUUGCCAGGAGGCAAUCCAGAAUGGAACGGUUUGUGAUUGAGUCUCCAUCACCAUAUGAUGUCAGAUCUCCUUCCCCUACCAUGUCAUUGCCACCCUCCUGGACUUAUGCCUCUAAUGCCCAGUCUUCUCCUAAACAAAUUGUUCAUCAAGUCAAAAUCAACCAAAGAUCACCUAAGCCUUGCUCUACUACACCACAUAUGAAUACUUCUUCAGAAAGUGUUCAGUCACAGAAAGAGCUGGAAAUUUCCAAACGGCAACCAUAUCAACUUCAGUCUUCACUCUUCAUACUUUCCCCAACCAAAGAUCCUUUGAGUUCUCUUCCAAAAGCAGCUCCACCCCCCAAACCCAUGGUAAUGGAGUAUCAACACUUUAAAAGACAAUCAUCAUGUCCAACCUCCCCUGUGAUUUCCUCUCCCACCAUUUAUUCUCCUUCUCAUCUUCAUUCAAUGAGAUCUCCUACUACUAAUCCUUCACCUUCUCCCACUAGUGUUGGAAGACAGACCCCAACCAGUCAGAUAUCUCCAGCUUCUCCUGUUCCUUUCACAUAUACAGGUGUGCCACCUUCAAGAACCAAAACUGUAAUACAAGCUCCACGGCCAUCAUUCUCUGCCAGAAACGCCGGCUUGGAAUCUCAGGUGUGGAAGCCUUCUCCAUAUUACAAGUAAUGUUGUUGCCAAUCCAGCUGCAAAAGUCUCAAUUGAGAUGGUUGACAACUGGUGUUAUAUAAUUGUUAUAGUGAUUAUAGAGGAAGGGGCUGAACUACCCCUUCUAAAUGAUUGUCUUCUUCUUAAGGAAUAUAGAACAUUGCACAUUGAUAAUACCAAAUAUGUCCUCAGAAAAGCAUUUCUGUGAUGUCAAGACUCUCUUCACUCUCCUGCUCUGUACUCUUGGAAUCUCUUGCUGUAUCAAGUCUUUUCUUAUUCUUCCAAUCUUGCACAAACCUUUCAUGUACUUUUGACUAAUUUUGUCCUUCCUUUAUCUCUUUUGCACAAACUGUGUGUACUUUGAAAAAAAAAAAAAAAACAGCUCUGGUUUUCUUGUGUAUAAUAUUCUUUUUGCCUCCUUUUCUGGGUCUUUAUUUACUUAUCCCUCUAAUUAAAAUUUUCAUACACAUCUGUAGUAUUUCUUUCAAAAUAAAGUCAUGAUCCACAUAGCUCAAAUUUCACCAAAACUGCCAAAUUCAUCUCAAGUCACUUUACUCAACUCUCUAGCUAUACUUAAUAACAUAAUUUUACUUAGGAUAAUGUAUUGGUUCUGUUAUAGAAAGAUUUAAGACACUCACCAAUAGGCAACAAUGUGCGAUUUUCUCAUGUGAGCACAGGUAGGAAAUUAAAAAAAUCAAUUAAACAAGAUACCAAACUUGCUAAUAAUUUAAAGAGGUCAUAAACCCAGUUGUACUGCUUUGCAUUGAGUGCCUUGUAGCUUGAUAGUUUUAGACCACAGCAACAUUAUUUUUUGUGUCAGGGGGACAAAAAGUUGUUCAAAGCCAUGUUAAAUCCAAGUAAUACUUGACUGGCCAUUGUUUUGUUUAUUUGUUUGGGCUUUUUUGUUUUUUAAAAUGCUAGAGAACAUUUAGUUUUUGAAAUAAAAGUUUUAUGAUAAUAUUAUAGGUUCUAGGGAAAUUUAAUUUUAAAUAUUUAUUUGUCAAUUUUUAUGGUCACUGGUCGUGAUAUAAAACUAUAUGCAAUCUGAUUAUUGAAACACUAGAAACACAAUGAUUUCAAUAAUAUUGUUUGCAAAUUGCCUAGGGUCUUUCUAAGAUAAACAUAUGAACAAACAUGAUAUGUUUCUCUCUGUUAUGGCACAAUAUGUGCUAAAAUGAGAGCAGGGCCCCACUAAAUGGCUAGCUAUUUGAAUUUUCUGGUUCCAGUAUUCUCUUGCACUCUCCUUUGCUCUCUCAAAUUGUUCAUUUAGGCCUUUUCUUCAUUCUGCAGCUUCCACUAAUUGCUUUGUGAAUUAUAUGGGGCUUGUUUCAACAUGAAAAUGCAUAACAGAGAGGACAUAGAACAAUAAUAUGUAUUUAUCUAAACUGGACUCUGUACUCUUUCAUAUAAAACCAUUUUUUUUUAAAGGGACACUGUAGUAUAAGGAAUACAUGUCUGUAUUUCUGUAUUCCUAACGCUACAGUAUUAAUGCUUUUAGUUAUUGUUAGCUCCCCACCUCACCCUCGUCCGCAAUUUAGAAAUGAAAAUAAACUAAUUGAAACAAAAAUAAAUUAUUUACUGACCUUCUCUCCAGCUGCUGUGGCCUUUUCUUAGCAUGACGUCAUCCUUGAGGCGUGCCUCCAAGGUGAGGGUCCAAUCCAAUUCUCCUCACCUUGUACCUAUGAUUCUGCCAUGCAAUGAUUCUCGAUAGAAGACCAUGAUGGCACUGCACAUGUGCACGCACAGUCCCGGUAUGGCAGGGUAUGAGAGUCAGGCAGUAAGAGUCUUGGCUCCCAUACAUGGCGGACUUGGAGGCGUGGCUUGAAGAUGCACUUCCAAGACUUCUGAUUAGUUAAAUAUGACAUUUGUGGCUAUUAAGUGGAGCGGAUAUUAUAACAAAUUCAUUUACAUGAGUGAGUACAGUGUUCCUAUAACGCUUUACAGGCUCCUUGCAGCAUUGAUGCAGAGAUAGUAGCAAAACCUCUACUGAAGGUAGGGAAAAUCUUAUAAAAUGGAAUUUACCCAGUUUUUCCUGGAGUCUCGGGGUUUGGAAGUUAAUUACGAGGAACUGCUUUUCCUCUGGAAAUGAAAAGUGAGUUGUAGAAAUAACUAUUUCUUACCUCUCUGCGACCCCAAAGUUGCCCACCCCUACCAGCUUCUGUAGCUGAUUUUUCUUCCUAGACUUUACUGGAUAAUCUCUAAUAUACCAGAUAGGAAACAAAUAGCCAUUGUCCAUGUUUUUUUAAUUUAUAUAAUAUUUUUCUGUAGAUUUGAAUGCAGUGAGAAGGCAAUAAAUUACACAAUGCAAACCAAAUAGAUGCAAAAUAUGUCAGUUUGAGUUUAUAAGAAUUGUCACAGAUUUGAAGCAUUAUUUUAUUUUAUAGUCCGUGUUGCUCUGUACAUGUACAUGAAUAAUACAAUCAGUGAUGUGUCAGGAGGGUAGAUAUACAUUUGUUUACCUAACAGUUUGGAAAAAGUUAAAAUGCUGAUUACAAACUUGUUUUUCACCCAAAUUCUUAUUCCCUAAAAUAAUACAAAUGUAUUUGUUCAUUGUGCUGGCCGUCUAACUUGGACAAAGCAUGAACACUUAGCUAUUUUCCAUCCAUAAUAUUUGGCGUAAAGUUUGCAUUUUAUAGACAUAAUUUGUAGUCAGUGUCUGUUUUUUGGCAAGAAAGUUCUUUUGAGCUUCACUUUCAUGUGAUCUACCCUAAAAUCAGUAUUUUGAGUAAAAAAAAACAACAUUAUUUUAAAAUAGUAGAUAGACAUACACCAAAUUAGGGUUCUCAAGGAGUAGUAUUUAAUGUGGGGCUCACAAAUCUUCCCAUUAUAUUCCAUUUCAAGCUUACAUCAGACCAGACACAAUGAGACAAAUUAGAAUGAAUGUGAAUGUUCUUGGCACACAGUCAAGAGGUUCAAAAACAAAAUUCAAGAUCUGCUAAUAGAUAUCUCCAACACAUGCUGCUCUUACACUGUGACUUAAGUAGACAGGCAGAUGGUUGUGGUUCCAAGCAGGGGAUGGAUUCUUGUUUUGGCAAAUGCACACAUUAUUUUGAUACUACUUGUUAAAUCUGACAAAUGAAUUAAAUUCAACCAAUUUCGUGAAAAAUUUAUAUAACAAGGUUAUCAUUUACCAUUUAAGUGUCCCUUACUUCCCCAGCGCCUCUUUGUGUCUCUUACUUCCACAGCCCCUCUUUGUGUCUCUAUGCACUCUAUUGCCUCUGUUUGUUGACACUGUACAGCAAACAGAGAGAUGAGGAUAUUACUUUACCUGCCAUAAAAAAAUGCAAGUCACGCAUUAGCUUCAGAUCAAGUGUGUCUUCUACCAAGCAUCACCUUUCUUACAGAAUAGUUUCAUACUCCUUUAUGCUUAUUUUUUUUUCAAUAAUAUCCUAUACAGUUUCACAAGGUCUUUUCUCUUAAAAGCACCUGUAUUUUUUCUUUUGUGAUGAAGGCACAAGGCUUACAGCAUUCCUGCUCUUGGUAUGCAGUGCACAAAAAAUGUAUUAGGAACACAAUGUUACGUAUCUGUCCCCAACCCCGACAGGCUAAAUCCCCAGCCUUAAGACAGACAACACAAGUGAGAGAAUACCACACACCAAACAACUAUUUAAAGCUGCUUAUACCUAUACAAAAAAAAUGUGAAUCACCCCUUGCUUCUCCCUCUACCCCCCCCCCCCAAACACACACAAACAAACCUACAUGAGGUAGCAAAAAGAAGGGAAGGACAUACCAGGCCUCUCAUGGUUAACAGAGUGCUCAUUUUAAAAAUGACCAUUGUAUUACUUGUCAUUAUUCCCAAGAAUGGUUAGUAUAUUUACAUUGUAAUUCAUAUUUUAAUAUUCUGGAUGAUAAUUAAAUCGUCCUUAUGUAUGCUAUUUUAGUUUAGUUUUUUGUUUUUCUUUUGAUAGAACUUUCUGUAUCAACUAAAAAAAAAAAAAGUUAAUAAGUUACAAGGCAGUUUUAUGCUGGCAAAGUGAAAUCUCUUCUCCUGCAUUCUAACUUCAGAUGUUUAGCAGACAGACAGCAAACUCAAGAUGAUUUCUCUAAGAGACCAAUAGUAAAGCAUCAACAAUGCAUAUCAUUUAGUGAUAGACAAUAUUGUCUAGAAAUAUCCUAUAACCCUAGCACAGUUUGGUCCUUGACAGGACAGUUAGUCUGUGAGGAAGAAGAUUGACAGGGUGCUAAAUUUACGUUCACUAAACCCACAGUGUUUACAUGCCAUAUAAUCAUUUUAAUAAUGUAUUAUCUGUAUCUUUCCCACCCCGUGAAGGGUAACACAGACUUUUCACAAUACUAGAUUACAAAUAUAUUUUCAAGGGACAUGCAUCAUGUGUCAAUUGUUUUUUUAAACCAGACAGCAAAUCAUUUUAAACAAAUAUACAAACUAAAUAAACCAAGAAAAUCUUUGAAAAGUGUGUAAUAAAUGUUUAUAAACUUGGCUAGAUUGCAUUGUUGGACACACUUCUCAGCUAGUGUAGAGUCUUCAACCCACCUAACUCCCCCUUACCCACCCUUCUUAGGUUCAGAGCAGUUCACCAAUGACAGAAACAGGGCAUUAUUGCGCAGUGGUAGGAAAGAGAAUCCCUACCACGGAACCUGCUCUCUGGAUGAUCACACAAUGAUCAGACUCCCUCUCUCCUCCACAUAUUUAGGCAUAUUUAACCAGUACAGAUAUAGCUAUGUUAAGUCUAAAACAAGUCCUCAUAUAAGACUGAAACAUCCAUAGAUGUAUUUAACCAUAUGGCUGGUUAGAAGAGUGGUAACAUCGCUGCCUUAGAACCACGAAAGCUAAGCUUCCACUCGUGGUCUGACCACCUCACCAGUAAGUGUCUUUGGGCAAGACACCUAACAAUAUAUCCACCUCAUUAAUUGAAUGCUUGUUUGAGCAGGGCCUUCUUUACCUCUAAAUAUGCCCUAACUUUAUUUGUAAAGCGCUGUGGAAUAUCUUGGCACUUUAUAAUUAUUAAUAAUAAUAAUAAAAGGACCUUACAUUAGCUCUAAGAUUCAAAGUGGUAAAUGAUGAGAGACAUCCUAUUGGUUACUAUUGCGAUUGCUCUUUAUUUAUCACUUUUCCCCAGAAUAGCAGCUGAUUUUGCCUUGAUUGUCCUCCCCUCACAUUAUUCACAUGUUAGAGGCAAAAACUAAAUAUUUUAAGAUUACCUAGUAUUUUUUUAUAUAUAUAUUUCAGACGUAUACCUGGCUUAUGUGGUUCAUCUGGUGCUUCUAACUUUUAGCCUCGGUAUCUUGUCAUCAUUAAUAUUUCCUCCCCAUCUAUUUCUUUUAUCUGUAUUCAUAUAUUCCUUUCCUUGUUGAUGAAUUUAUUAAAUAAGUUAAAAGGCACCAGGGAAGAUAAGUGCAGAAACUCUAGUUAUUCCCUCCCCUCCCCCCACCCCUACCUUUCUAACUUCCUGUUCUGGCUUCUGCAUUAUUUAUCUGUUUUGUCUUCCUAUUUUUUUUUUUGGAGAGAGAAAACAACCUAUUCUGUGUGAUGUCAUAUUGUUUAUUAUUCUAUCUUAUAUUAUUUGCCCGUUACAUGGGAUCUUUGGGGUCCCUUUAAGUUUUUAACUUUAUUAUACCAUUUCUUGGGUUAUGGAUUCUAGUUUAUUGAUCCAUAUAUCCCAGUCUUCUAUCUGGGUAUAUCUGUUUCCCAAGUUCGUUAAUAUACCCCUUUCCGUUUUCGCUUGCCAUAUCACUUGAGUUAUUAAUUCUUGGAUGUGUGGAAUUGUCACUGUUUUCCAAUUACGUGCUAAUAAGAGUUUAGCAGCCGAAAUGAUAUGUAUUGUUACCAUUUGUUCUUUUUUUGGCAUUUUGGGCCAUCCUAAGUUUAGUAGAAAUACUUCCAGUUUAAAACUCAUUUUUCUUCCGGUUAUUUGAUUGAUUACCUUCACUACAUUCUUCCAGUAUUGAUUUAUUGGGGCGCAAUUCCACCAACUGUGGAUCAGAUUGCCUUCAUUACCUAGUAUUUUUUAAUAUGUGACAUCAUACCUAGAUUUUGUGUUCAUGAAAAGAGUGAUCCAUCCUAUUCUAGAAAGGCAUGAGCAUCUCAACUCUGUACCUUGGGAAACUGAAAAAUAGAGCUAUUUACUUUUCAAUCUACACACUUAUAAUGUGGGUUAGUGGAUGUAGUCAGACACAUCUGAGCAGUUGGCUUUUAACUAUGAAUUAAAAAUAUGCUAGUGUACAAAACCUAAAGCUGAAUUUUUCUCUGACUCAUAUCCAAGAAAGACAAAGGUGUUAACUUUAGCAUUAUAAUAAUUGUUCUGUGUCAUUAUGUAUUAACCAAAUCUAUUCACAUGUAUGUUAGUGGAUAUAAACGUAUCCAAGGAAGCCACGAAAAGGGAAAUAAAUUAAUAGAUUCCAUUGUCAUAGGUCAAAAGUGGAAGUGUGCAUAUAUUUCUUGUAACACCAAAAAUCUUUAUUUUGUUACCUCCCACUGCAUUAACAGGACGUAUGAGCAAUAUUAAAGCAGAUUCACGCUGUUUAAAUUCACAAUGAAUUGUGAAUUAAAAAUUUUUUUUUUUUAAAUUAGAUCUCGUUAUUCCAGGAAACUGCUGGCAAAUAGUACCACACAGCCUGGAGAUGUCACUUAGAACAUUCUAUUACAAAAAAUAGGGAGAGGCAGUACUGCAGAAAGACUUUACUAAAUCAAAGAACUGGCAAUAUUUUGGUUCCAAUGAGCCUUCUAUUUGGUAGGUAACAUUGAAGCAGAAACAUUACUACUCUUUUAAAUUUGCAAUUACAUUCUUUAUAUAUAUAUAUAUAUAUAUACAUAUAUAUAUAUAUAUACACAUACAUACACACAAACAUAUACAGACACACAGACACAAAUACAUACAAACACAAACAUACACACACACAGAGACAAACAUACACACACACAUACAAACACACACACACACAGAUACACAGACAGACACAAAGACAUACAAACCCACAUACAGAGAAACAUUCAUACAGACACACAUACAUACAAACACAUACAUACAAACACAUGGUUUAGUCACCCUCCUGUUUCCUACCUUUUAGGUGCCCCCAUUCUUGAUAAGUGGGUGGAGUCUAUUAAAUUAUAGGGGGGGGGGACAAUGUAUCCUCACCAGCCCUCACCCAUGGGGUAGCGGAUGGGGACGAUUAUAAUACAACAGUAUAUAAGUCUAUAAAUCCAUUAGCAGCGGGUAAGGUGGGUAAAUUUAGUGUCUACCUCCACCAAAUGUCUGCAGGUGGGGGCUAUAGCUAAAGUCUUAUAGUAAUAUUGGGGUCAACAGGGUUUUUGAUCUUACUUUUUUUUUUAAAACUUUUUAAAUGUCCUAUAUAUGGUUAUUUCACUGUUUGUCUGCAAGCUACCAGUGCUGCUUGAGGGAAAUAAUUUGGAUUUUUUUUAUUUGAAGCAUUUAGGUCCAUAAUUCUGUAGUCUGGCAGCUUUUGGUUUGGCUGAAAUCAUGAACAAACUCAGGCCCAUUUGCUGCCUUAAUUGCAAAAUCCAGAUACAGUUUGACCCGUGUGAAGCCUUAUAUGCAGAUGGACGAUUUUGUCCCAUUUGAUAUGUGUCCAUUCGGACUUUAGUGAAUAAACCUGUCAAUUUUCCUCUGAAAAAAUAGAACUUGCAUUCAUCAUUCAAUCAUUAUAUAAUUAAAAUAUAUUUAGCAAUACUUGUUAAAUAGAAUAUUUUCCCUAUUUAAGGGCUGUUUAUUGAACUAUGGUAGAUGAAGCGUUAUCGUUCUUUAAACAAAAAUAGUAUCUCAAAUAAUGACUAAUUGGUCAUAUAUACACAUGUGCACAUACAUGUAUUUUUACAUUAUACAACUCAAUCACAUCUCAACUGAACGUUGCUAGUUGAUAUAUGAAAUGUCAGGCUUAAUAAGGAAAUCUCAUGUCUCUGUAGUUCACUUGGGAGGGUGGAACAUUAUAUUAAAUGUUUAUGUAUGAGAGCAUUGCAUUGUUAUAUGAGCAUUACAUAAUCUUCCUCAUUUCCACAGCUGACAUUCCCAUAAUUAGCAACUGAGCAUCACAAAAAGAAAAGUGGGUGGAAAAAUAUUUUCUGUAAAUGUACAGAGCUACCGUAAUAAGUUAUUUUAAUGAUAUCCAUACUAAGUAUUUUAGCCGUUAUACCUUGAAGUGCUUUGACCCAUUUGCAACCAAGACUUUUCCAAAAUGUCCUGUAUUUAGGACUAAGACCAUGAUUUAAUGCUUUCUCUUUAAAGGUUCACUAUAGGUACCCAGACCACUUCAGCUCAUUGAAGUAGUCUGAGUGCAGUGUCUCUGUCCCCCUUAGUCGUGCAAUGUAAAACAUUGCACUUUUUGAAAAACUGCAAUGUUUAUAUUGCAGUACUAAGAGAGCCUCUGGUGACUGUCUACCAGAGGUACUUCUGGGAGUUUACCAAACUCUGGGUCACCUAACGCUCUGCAUGAGGACAUCCAAUGUCAGUGAAAUCCUCAUAGGAAAGCACUGAUUCCUAUAGGUCCAUCCGUUGGAUGAUGUCGGAGGAGGCGGAGCACGCUGGUUCGGGUGAGUAAAUAAAGGGUUUUUAACCUUUUCUGAGCUGGGGGUGAGGGAGUAGUGGGGGCACACACCAGUGUUUGGAAUGCAGAUUUGUAUUCCUAACACUAUAGAAUCCCUUUAAGUGCCAGCACCUGGAGUACCAGGUCUCCCUAUUUGGCCCUACACCCCUGUUAGAGAGAGAGUGUGUGGUCUGCACCUCCAUCCAGGGUCUUUUUAAACUAUGUUAAAACCCCAGAAGGUGACAGAGCUGCUUUAACAAACAAACAGCACGGCUAGAACCUGCUAUAUACCAGGGAAACUCUCACACAACAAAUCAGCAGUCCUCCUGAGACUCAACAAGCAAUGUUUGAAAGAUGGUAAUCAGGCGGCAUUUUAAAACGUGUGUAGACUGAGUGGGUCUUGCAUUUCCUGUGGUUACCUGCAACACACAGUGACAGUCACUCCUUGCAUUGCGGUUUUUAAUAUGAAAUAGAAGUUGAGGGAGAAACCUCUAUCAAACACUUGUUUUGUUACACGAUUUUGCACGUUUUAAGCAGUGAUUUUCUAAACCUUUACCCCAAUAGAUAACAAUGCAUAUUCAGUUUAUACUUUGAACCAUAAUUUGUAAAGUUAUCACAGCUAUAUAAUGUGGCUUUAUCACCCUUCAAUUUACAAUCCUCACCGCUUUUUUUUAUUAAGUUACUUCCUUGUGUCACGCAAACAUGCAUUAAAUGGAGACCAUGUCUUAGAUUCUGCAUAAGGCGAAAACAUAACCACUAGAGGGCAGUAGGUCCCUGCUUUCAGUUUAUGUACAUUAACUCUGAUACUUAGCAUACAAUAGUUUAUAUUGACAGAUUACAGUCAGAGAGACAGACACUUAAAGACUUGUUAGCACUGUCUGUGGCUUUAACAAUACUUUCUGACACAAAAAGAGUUAAUAUCACUUGGUGGUUUUACUUCUGUAAGGGAAGAACAAAUGACUCAUGACAGUAUUUUGGAUUUUUCUCUUUAUUUAAGAAAUUUAGCAGUUCUUGUUCCUUUACUGCCUAAAUCUGAGUUCUCGUGAUGUAUCCCAAUGAUUAAAAAAACAGACUGUAUGAAACGCAGACUGUAUGAAACGCCAUACUUUUUAUACUGUCCAAGUUGCUUUGUUUUAGGAAAGAAGGGGUGCCACCAGGCCUGUAUUUUUUAAUAAUGGGCUGAUAAAAUAAAAAAGAAAUAUGAUCAUUAAUAAUUAUAUAGAACAAUAGCUGGUAUUCAUUUCCUAAAAUGUUGGCACAAUGACUAAGUAACCUCAUAUCACACACAAUACAUAAUUAAUAGAGGAUAUAGCAAAACAAUUUUCACAAUCACAAUCAUAUUAUGCCAUGACGAUUUGCAGUGUAUACAUUAUGUAAUAAUAACUGUGUAUCGCCUUUCAGAGGUAAAGUGUAUUACACUAUGGCCAGAAGCAAAAUGUAUAAUUCAACAGUCUGAGGUGCAUAAUGUGAUAUAUGAUAUCACUGCUGGGUGGAUGGGGGGCAGGGAAAGGGGAGAUUUAUGACCUUAACCUGUACCUCGUGGGCACUGCCAUCUUUUCUGCUGCAACCUCCUCAGCUCUUGACACUUCAACUGACAGGAGCCGACAUCAGCGCAGUACUCUCGCACAUGCGCACAAGUACAGUACUGGAGUCUAUGGAGGAUCCAAAGAGAUCCUCCAUAGAGAUGGCUUUUUUCUGCUACAGCCGUCACUGGAGACAGCCGAGGGAAAUGACAAGCUUGACAAAAGGUAACUCCUCAUUUUGUCAAGCGAAAUACUGAGACAAAGUUGUCCUUACUUUAAAACUUUAAAGGAUUACAAAUGUAUUCCUGACCCUUUUGUGUUAAAAACACCAUCUAGCCCCCCUGGGCCAUUUGCCCUCCUAAAUAUUGCAAACUCUUACCUCUAUUGCAGUGUGCCUCUGCUGGCUCUGAGCCCUGAUCUGCCUGCUUGGCUGGUAUCAUUAGAAGCGGUGUUCUGCACCAAUCACAAUGCUUUCACAAAGGAAAACAUUGGAUUGGCUGAGACUAUCAGGGAGGCAAAUCAGGGGCAGAGCCAGUACAAGCCAAACACAGCCCUGGCCAAUCAGCAUCUCCUCAUAGAUAUGCAUUGAAUCAAUGUAUCUCUAUGAGGAAAGUUCAGUGUCUCCGUGCAGAGGGUGGAGACACUGGAUGGCAGUCACACAAAAUUUCAAAAUGUGUCAAGUUUUAAAUAGUGAUGUCGCGAACCGUUCGCGAACUUCAACAUGGAUGCUGUCCAGGAGGUGGGAGGGUCUGGGAGGGAGGGUCUGCUGGAGAUUGGCCGGGAUGUGUCAGCUGACUGGAGCUCGCAGCGAACCGCGAUGAGCUGUUCGCGGGAAGUUCGCGAACGGUUCGCGACAUCACUAGUUUUAAAGUUUGUGUCUGAGUGGUAAUUGGUUUCCUCACUUUUAUAACUUGAUUGGGGUUAGACACUGGGAAUCUUCAGUACCAAACUAGGUAUCUAAAUUUAGAACUAAUGAAGCUAAAGUACUACUUUCCUGCAAAUAAUAAAAAUAAGCUUAAUUUUAUCCUUUAAAGGAACACUAUAGUCACCUAAAUUGUAUAGAUCAUUCCCCUGCAAUUUCACUGCUCAAUUCACUGUCAUUUAGGAGUUAAAUCACUUUGUUUCUGUUGAUGCAGCCCUAGCCACACCUCCCCUGGCUAUGAUUGACAGAGCCUGCAUGAAAAAAAACUGGUUUCACUUUCAAACAGAUGUAAUUUACCUUAAAUAAUUGUAUCUCAAUCUCUAAAUUGAACUUGAAUCACAUACAGGAGGCUCUUGCAGGGUCUAGCAAGCUAUUAACAUAGCAGGGGAUAAUAAUUAAACAGAACUUGCAAUAAAGAAAGCCUAAAUAGGGCUCUCUUUAAAGGAAGUGUUUAUGGAAGGCUGUGCAAGUCACAUGCAGGGAGGUGUGACUAGGGUUCAUAAACAAAGGGAUUUAACUCCUAAAUGGCAGAGGAUUGAGCAGUGAGGCUGUAGGGGCAUGUUCUAUACACCAAAACUGCUUAAUUAUGCUAAAGUUGUUCAGGUUACUAUAGUGUCCCUUUAACAUAAUUCCAAGAGUGUCUGGAUGUGUUUAUACAUAGUCUUUUUUUUUUUUUGUUGCUAAUUUCUUUUCAUUGAUGAAUUUUUAUAUAGUACAAAAUUACAAUGUAAGUGGUGCAUAUAGUUUUAUAAAUAUACCUAGUUAGAGUUGUGGUUGUAGCUGUGGAAUAUUGUAUGGAGAGUCAGACAGUGACUCUGCACAGAAUACAAGUGAAGAUGACAAUCCCCAAUGUGGAAAAGAAACAAACAGUAUAUUACAAUGUUUAUAAUCAGGAAUAUAAUUAAGGGAUUAUCAACCACCCUUGCAAAUUGAAAUGUGUCAUCUUUCAUUAACCACCUUAAAGUUAUUUAAUGAAAUGUCCUUUAGUGCAAUGGUUCUAAAGCCAGUAGAUAAUGCAUACCAACAGUCUGAAAUAUAGGCAUUUUUUAAUUCUGUUCCGAAUGAGAUACUGUCAAAACCUGGACUGCAGGUGUGCCUUUGAGGAAUGGGUUGGAAAACAAUGUUCUAUCUAGUGUAUUUGUUUAUGUAUUAUGAUAACUUUCUUCAUACAUAUAUGUUUAUUAUACGUUAAGCUACACUUUGUAAGUACUGUAAUAUAUAUAUAUAUUGUUUUUUUAUCUACAGAAAUCUCCUAACCAAAGGGUUUUACGGCACAGAGGAUCUCUUGAUGGCUGGGGAAAUUCAGCUUUGUCAUUUAAGCCUGUGUAUGAGGAAGUAUCUGGAAUUCAGAGCCCUCCACCCUUUCGUUCAAUGUCACCAGCAUGGAGUGACCGGUCACCUUCUCCUUUUAAAGUAGAGAAUGACCUCAAGUCUGGAAGCCAAAUGAAAGCUUUAAUUGCCCGUAAUAUCAUCAAUGCAGCAAAGCGUAAGAGCACAUCACCAUGGGGUGUGACAAGUCCACAGUCCCCCACUCCGAGUGGUGGAAUUUGGAGUGUUGGCAAUGGAAGCCCUCUUCCUGAAACACCUAGGGCAAGACGUUCACCAACAGGUUCAGACAUAUCCCUGGAGUCAGAAGAUUCUGGAGCAAAGUCUCCAGGAUUCCGGAGCUAUGCUUUUUCACCCAGAGGAUGGUAUGGGAGCAUGAGGCUUAAGAGGGAUAGCCUACCUACAAAUCAAUCUUUUACAUACACACCAUAACUGCACCUUUAAACCCAGCUUUUGAGCUGUAUUUCUUAUAAAUAACUCACAUAUAAUGAGUGACCCACAACUAUUACUGCCAAGUCAGGAUGACCAAUAUUUGGAAUUCAUAAAUAUUGGGAAGCAACCAAAAUUUGACUUGAACAACUAUGACUUCAAUGAGUAAGACUCAACAGAAGCUUAUGAAACCACUGACAAUAAAUUUGAUUAUCACCUUAUUCCAAUGAUAUGUUGACAUUUUAUUUUCUGUCAGUGAACUGAAGCGCCUUUUCUAAAAUGAUUCUUGAAAAAAAUAUUUUACAUUUUCAUGAGCACUCCUUAAUUGCACCUAGCAAAUUAUAUCAAUUUGUAAUCAUGUUUUUAACUGAGACUUGUGUUGCAAACUAUGAUUUAAGGCUUGUUGGAAGAUGGAACGUGAUAAGUAACAAUCUUUAUACCGAUACAGAAGAAAAUAUUAAAGAAAAUGAAGGUAAAAGUGGAAGGUGAUUGCUAAAAGAAACACAGGAUAAAAUAAAACUGAUAAUAGCAGGAUUUUGUUUCUAGAUUACAGCUAGCUUCCUUUGUGCGAAUAAUCUAUCAUAAAUCACAUCUGUGUGCCUCCAGAAAGAUUCUGAACUAAGAUUGUAUCGGUCAGAAUUUCGUUUUUAGAACUGCACUGGUCCAAUUUUUUUUCUUCAUUUUGAUCUGUCCAUCUGAAUACAGUUUACAUCUUCACUACCGGAAUUUAGAUAGUGACAUGGUGAGAGAGGACCCCGUAGUGGAUAUACAUCCACAGCUGCCUUUGCACUGAUACUAAAGCCCUCUCAGUAUUGUUGCAUAGGCUUUGACGCUGCACAUUUAUAAAUGCACUACAUUAAAUGCUUUUGGCUGUCUGGAAAUGUGCAUAGAGCUCUGUGACAUAAAUAUAUAAACAUGUUAUAAAAUGCUGCUCCAAAAUAAAAGGGACAGGUAUAUGCAACACUAUUCAAACUUGUAUCAUGAUUGGAGGAGUGCAUAAUAUAUGGUUGGUCUAACUAUAUGCUCAGUCAAAUGAAUAUAGUUAGGUGGAACCAAGCUGCAAGUUGAGUGCAGAUUAAUUUGAACCUACUCACCCAAUGGCUCAAUUGUUGCCUGCAAUAUGUAUCUCAUGUGGCCUUUUACCAGUGAUGGUACCAUUUACACCAUAUGUGCCCCUUGGCUCUAAUGACUCAUGCACGUCUCGUGUUCCCCUUAGUCAGUGAUACCUGCAUUUAUAAAGCAGUGUAGCAAUUAAAAUGAAAUGUUACAUGCUAAAUGGCUUUGUGUGAUCACCAACAGCCUAAGUAAAAAGAGAGCACAGAGGAGAGAUAUAGUGAUGUGGAGUAAAAGGAACUCAAUUUGAUAGUAUGGAAGAGAUGGGUCAUAGGGAACAGAUGUUAAAAUGCUACAUGGCAUGAUGUAAAGAUGCCUAUACUAAGCAUGGCAAUGGACUGAUGUGAUGUGUUUAAGCAAUAAGGAUAAAAUGAAACUGAUGUGGAAGACUGGCACUAGGUAACGGCAUAGAAGGUGGAACAAUCAGACUAGAGUUGAUGGAGAAGUGACUAUUGAUGUAAAAAUAAUAGUAACUGGGAGAAGAGGACAUGUAAAGGAGUGAGCAAUUACUGAUUGAGACAGGGAGACUGAUGUAAAAAAAUAUGGACAACUAAGAUGGAUUAUUAAAAUUUAGAGGAUGGAGUGAGCUCUAGUAGAGGGGAACUGAAUCAGAUAGAGAGAGAGGGGUGAUGCUGUAGAGCAGGAGAUGAGCAGAUCUAAAAGGAGUUAUGUUUUGAGGAGACAAAAAGCACAUGUAGGUGGAAUGAGAUGAAAGAAGUGGAAAGGGUAGAUGAGAUUGAAAUUAGUAAAUGGGAUGUGGACAUUUUCUGAGAUUUUCAUUGAUCUCUAGAGGGCUCAUAAAUUAUACACAUAACUGGCAUAGAUCAUCCACAAGGUGUUAAUAUUUAGUCACCAGCUAAAAUGGCUCCCUGGAACAAAUCAUUUUAGAAUUAUUCUUCAAUGGGAUUUUUGAUACUGAACUAAGGGUAUGAGAUGUAUUUAAUUUUUUUCAUGGCAAUCUAUUAAUAUAGAUUCUCACAAUGGCAUUUCACCAGAUGUCACUGAAACCACCCCACUAUAAAUUCUUGAGAAUGUUGUGGGUAGCCAGGUAAACUAUGAACCCUAAACAAUUUAUCUAGGGUUGAAAAGCAUUAAUCAACAUUGUAAUCUAACUGCCACAAUAUUAAAAGCAUAUAGAUUUUACAGGGAAGUUUCAGGUUAGGAAUUAGGACUCAUUUCAUCCAACAGCAAAUCAGAAUACAUGAUACAUAUUUUCUAAAUUCAUGCCGCCUGAACGUUUGCACCAACACAGAGCAGGAUUUACUAAAGCAUUUGAUGUUCACUCUAAAAUAUUGUGAGACUAUGUUAUUGUAUACACCUGUCCCUAUUGUUUUGGAAGGCAUAUACAUCAUUCUCAUAUAUAAGCAAUUUAUAAUAAAAAUUAUGUAACGUCGCAAAACAUCUACAAUGAAUAAAACAAAUCUGGAUUGUUAUAAUCUCUCUGGGUUGGUUGUGUUUUCUGUUCUGUUACUAAUUUUCACCCACCACAAGGUUUGUUCGCCUUCAUUAUUGCAAGAAGAGUUUGCUAGGAAUCAUCAUGUUUUGUAGAAUAUAUUCAUAAGUCUUCUAGUAAUUUUGUUGAACCCUUUCCCUCCCAAAGAUUAAUUUUGUAUUGAAAAGUUAUAGAAGACAAAAUUUAGUUUUAACCCCAUUUGCGUUCCCCCUUGCCCAGACAGAUUAUUGAAUUUGUUCUGGUGAGUAGAAUCAUUACCUUCAGGCUUUUUGCUGUAAACACUGUCUUUUCAGAGAAAAUGCAGUGUUUAUAUUACAGCCUAGUGAUAACUUCACUGGCCACUCAUCAGAUGGCUGUUAGAGAUCCUUCCUGGGCCAUGGCUGCCUAAAAUGCAUCCAAACAUUCAGUAUCUCCUCCCUCUGCAUGCAGACACUGAACUUUCCGCAUAGAGAUUCAUUGAUUCAAUUAAUCUCUGUGAGGAGAUGCUGAUUGGUCAGGGCUGUGUUUGAAUCAUGCUGGCUCUGCCCCUGAUCUGCCUCUUUGUCAGUCUCAGCCAAUCCUAUGGGGAAGCACUGUGAUUGGAUCAGACCACCACUUCUGAUGAUGUCAGCAGACUGCUUGUUUUUUUUUUUUGUGAGGCAAACAGCAUGCAGCAUGCAGAGGUACAGCUUCAGGCUUGAAUACAGUAAGAUUUUGCUAUAUUUAUGGAGGCACAAGGGGCACAGGGGGGACUAGAUGGUGGUGUUAACACUAUAGGGUCAGGAAUACAUGUUUGUGUUCCUGACACGAUAGUGAUCCUUUAAUGUGCAGAGAGUCUAAUUUCUCUGCUACUGCUAACUUCUGACAUUCUGCAUCUUUGCAGAGGGGCAGAGAGCAUUGGCCCCCUGUUUUAUUUUGCACUUUAUAUCAACGUUUGUAGGUCAAACUUACAUUUCUUCAAGGAAUGGUACUGAGGAUGUUUAGUGCACCACAUGGUUUAUUUUAUUUCUGCAAAAGCAGCCUGUAAUGUACUGAUGUAUAUUACAUAUGUUACUGCACUUACUGUGAACAUGCUUUAUGUAUUCAUCAUGCACAAUAACAGACCACAUCUAAUUUAAGAAGUACAAAAAAGAAUAAGUAUAUACAGAGCAUUAAACUAUGUAAAGACCGGCAUUUAACAAUUCAAAAACAGCUGAUGGAUAUGAGACACAAGAACCGAAGUAUGCUGACAAAACCUUCAAGUGCACCAUUUAGUAUAAAAAGCCACAAAAAAUACCAAUUUUAUGUAUUCCCAAAAAUAGCAACAGGUUUCUUAUAAAUAUCCUGAAAAUUAUUGUGACGAGCCUGGUUGCCUGCCUGCUGCCUUUUGACUAUGGACCGGCAUUUAAAUAUUUUAUUUUCCUAUGCAGAAAGGUUUAUUCAUGUAUUUCUGCCCCUUUGAAGACAUGAGAAGGUGUGCUCCUCCCCUAUUUCCUGUCUAUUGUUCUCCAGCAGGGCAUUGUCCCAGGGACACGGCCAGACCAGUUGGAACUUGAUACUAGACUUAUGCCUUGGGUGCGUAACAAUUGGUGGCAAGCAGCGGGAUCGUUCCUACAGCCAGAAGGACAGCUACAAGGAGACACCAUUCUGUGGAUUUACAAGUUGGGGGCAACGCAUCUCCCAGUACAGCGACCCUAAAAGCAACAGAAUGGAACCAGCAGUGUUAUACGAGGAGGAAGACCUGGAUGGCCGGGAUGCAUUAAGGAAAGGCAUCUAGUACCAGGCCCUGGAUAAUGUACAAUACCAGCGGGGUGAGAGUCUCCCCAGUGAAGAGCAGCGAUUGCAGAAGCAAGUGGCCCUGCGUAUGCCCUUCCUGGGAGAGCAGCCCCUGGAGGAAUGGGUGAAGACCACCGGGGAUGGCAGGAGCUAUGGCUGGAGGAUGCCUACUAGGUGCUCUGGUGGUAUAUGGCACAGUAUAUACCCUUGACAGCCGAGCAUGACAAGCCAGAGGGAGAGGAGUUUGAUGGUCCUGGCUUGUUAUGGGAGUCCUUUGCAGAGCCUGACUUCGGGAGCCCUGCACAGUCCAGACUUCAGGACAUUUUCUACGAGAGGGAGGCUAGGCAUGAUUGGGAUGACCCCCAUGAUGUAGGACAAGACCUGACUCACCUAGCAACCCUGGAGUGCGAACUGGAGCAGGACUACUGAGAUCUCUUCCACUCCAUUGGGAAGGCUCAGCAGGACAGCAAGGUGAUAGACCCAGAUCCAGACCCAUUCAGCUGGGAAGAUAUUGUGGAGAUUUACUGGGAAGGACCCCAGGUGGCCGGUGGAGAUGGGACCGAGGUCUCUCCACUGGUCCUGCAGGGAAUUGGGAGCCUAGUCUACAUUCCCCAGUAGCAGGCUGAGUUACAGGGGGCAGAGACAGUCGGUCCUGUCCCCCAGCAGCAGAGUGAAUUGCAGGGAAUUGGGAGCCCAGUCUCCAUUUCCCAGCGGCAGGCUAAGUUACAGGGGGCAGAGACAGUUGUUCCUGUCCCCCAGCGGCAGAGUGAAUUGCAGGGAAUUGGGAGCCCAGUCUCCAUUCCCCAGCGGCAGGCUGAGUUACAGGGGGCAGAGACAGUGGUCCUGUCCCCCAGCGGCAGAGUGAAUUGGUCCUGUCCCCAGCGGCAGAGCAAUGUACAGGGAAUUGGGAGCCCAGUCGCCAUUCCCCAGCGGCAGUGUGAUAUGCAGGGAAUUGGGAGCCCAGUCUCCAUUCCCCAGCGGCAGUGUGAUAUGCAGGGAAUUGGGAGCCCAGUCUCCAUUCCCCAGUGGCAGGCUGAGUUACAGGGGGCAGAGACAGUCGGUCCUGUCCCCUAGCAGCAGAGUGUUUUAUUGGGUGAGGAGAGCCUUGUCCUCCCUCCCCAGCGGCAGAGUGUCCAGCAGAGAACAGAGAGCCCAGUCUCCUUUGCCCAGCAGCAGGACACUAUAUUGGGAGCGGAGACAGUCGGUCUCCCUCCCCAGAGGCUUGAAGUAUGUAUGGGAGAGGAGCUUGUUACCCCCUCUCCCCAGCAGCAGCUUAACGUACCAGGGGGAGUGUCAGGGUAUUUAUAUCGGCAGACAUUUUGUGCUAUCAUAGAAACUAAAAGUGUAUAUUCUGAGUCACUCUGAACAGACCAGACUCCAUUUUGUUAUUUUCAAGCUAACAAAAAGACACAAGAUUUCUAUCUGUAAAACUAACCACUUCCCCAGAGCUAAAGGAAUGCAUAGUAUAAACAAGUGAUAAGCAGAAAGGGGAUUGGACAGACUGUCUAAUGCUAAUGGAAUAGAUCAAAUCUAAACCCAGACAUUUGUGACAGAGAAGAUUAAAUAAUUUAAUUUUACUGUCUAUAUAUAUAUAAGGUACCAUUGUAUGGAAAAGGGUAAACUUAGUUCAUGAUCUGCCAUAUCAGAAAUUAUAGCAGAUUUGCCAGACACAUAGUCUGGACAAAACUUAAAGAAACCCUUUGAUCUGUGAAGGAUACGUAAGUUAUGGCCACUAUCUAGAUAGGCCAAAAUGACGUCAAAAUAGCCACCAGGAAAAGUUAACUCUUUCCUGGAUAGGUAUGUUUAGUGGGACAAGACUGCCCUCUAUAGACCAAAUACCUAAAUUGCGAUCUGGAAGAUAACCACACCUCUAGUGCUUCUAUUGGGUUAUCAACUGAUGACGUACAGAGAGUCUGGCCCUUUAAAAGUUAAGACAAAGGGAAGACGGGGAUGCAAAGGAGAAGGAAAAAGAGGAGAGAGGAAUUGGAAGUUUGGGGACUCCAACUCACAACAUCUGAGACACUCUACUCUUAAAACUCUAACACUUAGAAUUUCACUGACUUUCUAACCAACACCACCUUUCACCAUACCGCCAUGCAGAGAGACAUCCAAAUAAGUUCCUGAGACUAUCUACCAAUCGAAUGGAAUAUCUACUCAACUGGUAAUUAUACUGGUUUCAUUUAAUUAAUUAAAUUAAUUAAAAUGUAUUAAUAGCAUUAUAUAUGACUGGAUAAAGCACGGUCAGAUUUCCAUAUUAAGAAAUCUUAGUUAACUAAAGAAUAUAUAGUUAUAAACAUUCCAUUCUGCAGGUGGAAUUAAGAAUAAUUAUAUAUUAAGGUGAUAUUAUCACGUGUUAGCAUACCGUUGUUUUUAUCCAGGUGUAUUGAUUUGCUCUAAAUUAAGAUAAGAUAUCUUUUAGACAAAUUAAAAUUAAACUCUGCUUAAAUAAUGUGGUAGAUUCUCUUAUUGGAUGGUUCCAGGAAAUUACUAAUGAACUGGUUUAAAUGUUAUUUUAUUUAAAAUGACAUAAGAAUAGAUCUUAACUACCUAGGAGAUUUAGCCAGCAUUGAAAGGGUUAUUCUAACUGUCAGCUAAACUUUACGACCUUACGCUGCACUCUGAGGAAUUCUGUUCUCUGCGUAAAACUUUCUCUAUGUCUGUGAAAGAUAGUCAUAAAUAAAGUCUUGACAGAAAAUGCUGUUUUAGCCGUUGAGACGUGUGUAGCCAUUUCUUUGUAUUGCAUAUCAUUUUAUACUGGAU
Molecule: messenger RNA, 76081 nt
Organism: Pelobates cultripes (western spadefoot toad)
Lineage: Eukaryota; Metazoa; Chordata; Amphibia; Anura; Pelobatidae
Source: the annotation of a GenBank genome assembly